Molecule: messenger RNA, 73107 nt
Organism: Podarcis lilfordi (Lilford's wall lizard)
Lineage: Eukaryota; Metazoa; Chordata; Lepidosauria; Squamata; Lacertidae
Source: the annotation of a GenBank genome assembly
AUGAGCCGCCGCGGCGAGGGCGAAUUCCUGAACUGCCGCCUUUCUCCCGCCGCCGCCGCCGCCGCCGCGACCAUGAGGAGGCUGGCGCUGCUCGCGUUGCCUCUCUUGCUGUGCCUGGGCGAGGUAAGGCGCGGACGGUUGGGAGGACUGCCACCCCCACCCCACCCAACCCAGGCUUUCCCUCGCGUCCACCUACAUGCCUGGGGAUCUACAUGUCUCGGUCGGCGAACCUGCUUCCCCUGAGUAAACCCAUCCAUCUUUCGUCUUCCUACCUGUCUCUCUCCCCCCCCCCCCUUCCCUUACAAGUCCCUCCUUGGCUUAAGCUAGGGCAGCCUUAUACAUCGUGGGUAGGGGAGCCUGUAGCUCUCCAGACGCUGCUGGACUCCAACUCCCAGCAUCCCCGAUCGUGGGUUAUGCUGCUCGGGGCUGAUGGGACUUGGAGUCCAGCAAACAGCCGGAGUGGCCACCAGCUUCCCCAUCGCUGCUAUAAAUGCUUGGUUUUGUUUUAGGGGACCCGUCCCCCACCCCCGUUCAGGAUAACGGGACGUCUGAGGAGAGACAUAUAGGAUUGGGGCCGAAGUCUAGAAGAAACUGCUCUGGUCCUUUUAAAACAAACGGCAACAGAGCAUGACCCUCUCUGGUUCCUAGUCACUUCUGGUGUGUGUUUGUUUUGAACCCUGAAUUCCUGCAAGCCACUGUGCAUCACUAGACUCAUUAGAAGUCAAUGGGUUUAGCCAACUAUGCGCUGUUGCAAAUUGGCUGCUGAGGAAGUGUCCACACAUGACUCUGAAUGUGCCUGUGUACGUGUGGAUAUAUUUGCGAGAGAAUCAUGAAAGAAAGCUUUUGAUGUACAUUCUGUCUAGCCGAUGCAGUUUUUCUAUUUUCACUACAGAUAUAGGGAACUGUUGACUAGUGAUUACAUGGCAUAGCAAUCAUAUGUAUGCCUACUAAGGAGGAAGCAGCAUUGAACUUAGUAGGACUUUGAACACACAUGUUGUGUGUUUUGAAGUGAUCUCUGAUCAUGCCUGUAAAAUCACUAAUCCAGAUAAUCUAACAUUUGAUACACCUCAGCUGCUUGUAUUUAGACCCAGCAUUUAAAACAGUAGCCAACCUUAAUAAUGCAUGUUGGAGCACCUGCUCAAAAUCACAUAACUUGCACUCAUUUCCCUUUAAAUGACUUGCUGUGCUCUCAAAUUAGCAUGGUUAAAGAAUGAUAAAAGUAAAAAACUUUCCCCACCCCCUACAUAUCCUUUAAAUCUAAGUUUUUGGAAGAAACCACGAUGUUAAUCUAUAAUUAGGAAAUGAGGGGGUGGUAGCUAUUCUGGAUGCCAACACAGAGUAUAAUUGUGUAAUAUUGGGUGAUAGCAUGGAAUGGUGAUCUUAAUUCAUGCUAGUUGCUAUGGCUACAGAAAUGGAAAGUUGUGUUUGGUCAGGAUAAUUGAUCUGGAAAGAGAUUAUUGCCUAUUGCCCAUUAACUAAUCUUGCAAAUGCACCUAUUAAUGGUUUCAAAACUACGGUACAUGUUCUAUACUAAAUCCAUCUAAGCGGCGGAAAACCCAAUUGGGGCAAGGGCCGCUAGAUGAGAGUACUGACAGGUUGCAAGAUGUGUAUGAACACCUGUGUUGCUACUGUACUUGAGGCAUUUGCUGACGAAGACGCAGGUAUGACCCCAGGGUUUCCUACAGCCAUUGUGACAUGUAGUUCUGCCCUACCGUGGAUAUGAUGGAAUGCAGAUAAGGAGCGCUAUCGUAAAGAAGAUCAAAGUGCAGUGCGUAGCGAUGAUUUUAAUAGGCGAUUGCAUUCUUUGCUGUAACAUACAGUAUAUUGGUUAUGUAGCUUAAUUGUAUUGGCUAGCCUAGUCUAUUGCCACUGCUGUUGUCAUCGUCCAUUUUCCCCAAAGAACUCUGAACAUGCUGCAAGCCAAAAAAAACAAUCACUUUCCUUACAGCAGUGGAAAGAGAAGUCCAUUUUAUUUCUUGCUCUCUCUCUCUCUCUCUUUCCCUUGUACACAACUUUCCCGUCAUCAUUGCUAUUGGUAGAUGAUAUACCUUUUGAAGCAAAAGAGAUGGUUGGGUCAGAGUUUACUGAUUGCAUUAAAAGUUGGGGUGAAAAGCAAUAUCAUCUAAUCUAACUUGGUCUGAAUGUUGGUAUUUCUGGGAGUCUUAAUAUGAGAAAAGAAUCAACUUUCAGAGAACAGAUGUGUAGUGUAUGCACACAUGUGGUGGUCCUGGUUAAGAUAUGGGAGAACAGACACCCCAAAGAUGGAAGAAUCCAAAAUACAUUAGGAAUGGUUUUGUAGGAGAAAACUACUGCAAAGAUUGGACAGGGUCACCCCAUGUCUGAAACAAAAAGGCUUCUGAUCUGCUGCAUAAUGGUAUAGUUGUGGCAGUCCCUUAAUGAAGUUCUCAGAUGUUCCCUAGAGUUGUGAGACCUGAACAACUUUAUUGCCUAAUUUGGGAUAAGGUAAUUAAAGUUGUAGGAGGUAUUUGAAAGAAAUAACUGCAGUUAGACCAUUGAACUGCAGGCUGAUGUCAGUAGUGUCUUGGGGCCUCCUCUAAUGUCGCUUUCUAAGAUCAUGGGUGAAUGCACUUUAAUGCAUAUAGGUAUAAUGUUGAAAGGGCUCGCUUCUUGCAUAUUAACAUUUCCUCAGUAUUUUAUUUAUGUGGUUUUGGGCGUCUUCAGAAACCAGUUGACAUUUCCUCUUGAGUAACCUUCAAAGGACCACAUGCCAGUAAUGGGUGGGUCCAAAGGUAAAAAUCUACAGACCAGCACAUGUAAAUUUUGACUUCAUGCAACUAGUUUCCACACACUUGUGCCCCUUUCUAUCCUCCACCUAAACAAGCAAGAGGCAUUAUCAGAGUUCAAGUAUACAUUCCAGCCAGCAAAAACACUGGCAGGACUAGUAAGGGAUGUGGACUGGAGAGACGGGGUGGGAAGAAUUCCAAGGGCCAGGUAAGAGAGGUCUGGAGGGCCAUAUUUGCCUCCCUACCAGAAAAACACCCCAGGGCCUCCAGUUCCCCAGCUCAGGUAUGUCGCCUAUAUAUAAUAAUCUUUCAAAUAUGUCAAGCCACAAAAGUGAAAACUUUAGUAGUCCUCUUUCGAUGGUGUGAUUUUAAGUAAAGUGAACACAUGAGGACGAAUAAUGGAGAUGAGGACAAAAUUCUUGGGGAGCCUUCACAAGUACAGGAGGCUGCCUGCUUCACACUUUCACUGACCAACUCUUAGAGAGUUACAGGAGAAGAGAGGAGUGGGGCCCCCAUCUGAAUUGCCCUCCCAGAACCAGAACCCCAUAAUGAGCAUCUUUGCCACUUGGGGUCCAGGUGGCCUUGAUGGCUAGGAGUGCCUUGUAUCAGCAUCGGCUACAGCCGUUCCUGGAUAAGGGUAACUUUACUAUGGCAGUCUGUACAUUUGUAAUUUCAGGACUGGUUUAUUGCAAUGCUAGGCUGUGGUGAUGUCCAACAUUUCCAGCUACUGCAGAAUGCUGUAGCUAGAGUGGUGAUGGGAACAGUAUGGCCAACAAUAACACUGGUGUUAAAAGACCUGCACUGGUUUCCCAUCUGCUGCAGGGCCAGAGUCAUAGUUUUUGUACUAGUGUACAAAGACCUGAACAACUAAGGACCAGGAUAUCUUAAGGACUGCCUUCCCCCACCUGAAUACUGAGAUCAAAUGGGUGAGCACUAUUAGCGGUUCCCUACAGACCAAAAGGAUGGCUCCAGUCAACAAGCAGUUGUGCCUUCAGUGUAGUGGGCCCUACACUAUGACCUCCGUCCCGUUAGAAAACAGGCACACAACAUCGCUGCUAAGUUUCAGCUGUCUGGUUAAAACUCUUUUUAUUUCAGGAGGCCUUUGCACCAUGAAUGCUGUUCUGAUGUUUUGCUUUUUUAUGUUGUUUAUUUUUAUUCUCUGUAAAAUGCUUUAAGACCCGUAUGGGGGACGGGGACGGGGGACAAAAUGUAAUUUUUAGGAAUAAGAUGGCUAAAUUUGAGAAUCUGAAUUAACACAGCUUUAAAAUAAUGGAUAAAUGUUUCUCGACAUGUAACCUGCCAGCCUGCCGAGCCUCAGCGGCUGAGCAUCAGAGGUCCCUGUUCAAUCCCUGACAUCUCCAGGUAGGUCUGGGAGAGUGAAAACCCUGGACAGCUGCCCCUAGUGAAUGGAUACAAUACUGCGCUAGAUGAGCCAAUGGUCAGAUUGAGUUUCCUAUGUUCUCUCUGCUUCUACAGCCUUUGGGGCUGUCCCUGGUGGUAGCAAGGGUUUAGUUCCACUUACCAAGGUUUACUUUUCAGAUUAGGGCAUUUUUGUUGUCAACAGCAAGACGAAUGUGGGAGUGGCCCUGUGGCAGUGACUCAGAGCAUGGGAUUGAUCGCCCUGACAUUUUAGUUGAAGCCCUGUGCCUCCAUUGACUACAGUGGCUUUACUUGCAGAUUAUUCACCCUUGCAGCAUGUUUAAAGAGUCGCAGAUUUGUUCUGGCAUAUACUUUUAUGGACUGGUUCCCACCUCUUCAAACUACUGAUAUGUCCCAAAGCUCCUUCCCACCACUUAUUCUUUCUGACGUCUGCUUAAUGAUAAUGCACAUAAGCUCUUCGUUCCUUGGUGAACUUGCAUUCCUUUCCCAGAAGCUGUUUCUGUGACCAAAGUUUGAGGAAGACGGUCACAGUUCCGCUAUAAUAAGCUUAAGUUGUGUUGCUGCUAGUUAAUUAGUUACAAAUGCUCUUAUCACAGUCAGCAUUUAAUCUCUCUUACUUCCCUAAUGCUGGGAGAAGCAUAUCUGGAGUUCUUGUGUCUACUUUACACUGAAGAAUGGAGAGGGAAGGGGAGUGGCAAGUGCAAAAGAGGGAGGACUCUUAGAGGGCAAUUCUCUCUAUUCCUGCAGCAUCUUUCCAUUCGCUUCUCCCUUUAUUUGCCCCAAGGCAGUUUGCUAAAAAGCUUCAGUGUGAAUUAUUUCAUUACAAAGCAUCUCUGUUCAAAGCAAAUAUUUUGUUAUUGUGAGUCCAGUUUGCUGCUUCUUCUCUCUUUGCCCCCAGCCCCCUGACUGAGCAUCUGUCUUUAGUUUAUGCGUUUACAUUUUUUACACUUUAUACAUCUAGUUAAUUUCUAUCUCUCUCCCUCUCUGCCCCCAGGCCCCCUUUUCCAUUUCUCAUGAAAAGGGUGCUUUAGAAUAUGGGCUUGGAAACUUUUGUUUUAAAGGAGGUCAGCAGGGCAGGGGAAAUACUCAAGAUUCCGAGGCAUCAACAUCAAUUUUUUAGGCAUCAGUUCAGUGUAGGGCUGAGAAAUACUUCAAAUUCCUAAAUGCCACCAUGGGCUUGUUAGUAUCCAAGCAACCAAUUUGAUCAGCCCUUGUGAUUUCUGUUUACCUAUGGCAUUUAUUGGCUUACCUUUGUUAAGUCAUCAUGUGAGUAUAAGUGCUGCUGUAGCAUAGUGGUCAAGGAUGCAAUAUUACACCAGAGUUAUGCAGGCCGAGGGGCUGGUGAAACACCAGUGGCACAACUGCUAACAUCAGUGCAAGUGAGUAGCCACCAUCACUUGUCCUCUCUGGGAGGAAGAACUGGAGUGCAGUAGUGGGGUCUACUGGAGGGUAUCUUGCUGAGCCCCCACCCCCACAAAAGCAAAGACAGAUAGGGAUGCAAUAAUCUUCAUUGGAGCAGUGCUUCCACCUGUAGAGGAAUCCAUCGUGUGGAUGUAAAAUCUCACACAUGUCCAGAGAAUAGUCCUAUCCUUUCAAUGCAGCAUAGUGUCUGUGAUCAUCCUAUAAAGCUCUGGCAGAGGUUUCGUUUGCUUGCAAAUGCUUCUGCUCCUCUGGUUGCUGCUACACUGAAUCUGUGAAGAGCAUCCUCUCUUUUGUUCAUUGCAGAGUUAAUAAAUCAUAGAGUCAGUUGCAGCCAAAUUUGUUCUCUGAAGCCAGACCAAUUCAGAAUGUAGACAUUUCCCAACAUGCGUAAGUAUUCAGCCUAGGAAAGUACCCUCUAAAUAUCUGUUUCCAAAUCUCUGGUAGACAAAGGUGCAUGAGUCGUAAAAGUGUAGAAUUGCAAGUAAUGAUCAGAGAAUGCAUACAUAAAUUAAGCUUGGAGUAUGGAAGUAUCAGCGAAAUAUAAUGUAUAGCCAGUGCUCAGCUAUAUCACAUGUAGUUUUACAAAGGGGGUGGAAAGGGGGUGGAUUUAAGGGCUAGCAAUCUGAGAAUAAAUCAAGGUGAUAUCUAUGAAGCAGACAAACUCUAAAUCAAAUACAAAAUAAAGUCAAUACAGUCUUUAUUUUUAGUGGACGGCAGAUAUGUAAUCAACAGACACCACUACAAUAAUUCAUUCUCUAUCUCCAUCUCUCUCUCGUGCACUUCAAAUGAAUAAAUGAAGUUGCUAUCCCAUAUCAGUCAUUCCCUUCCCUUCUGCAAUUAAUGUUGUGUGAAUAGUGAGAUGAUUCUACGAUGCAAAUGGUCCUGCCCAUCCCAUAUGACCCUGUUGCUGCAACCUACCUCCCUACCCAAUGUAUUGGGGGCUGAACUUUUGCAGCAGAAAGGCGGUUCAACUCAAACAAGUUCCCUGCAUGAUUUAACAGUCUAAUCUUCCUGGGUCUUAAAUAAAACAAGGCACUUCCUUCAGCUGGGAAGGUUCCCUGGCUCCCAGCACCAUGAGAGACUGAAGGAAUGGUGAUGGGUUAUGCAUGGGAGGGGCAGGGUCACUCUCCCUCUCAUGCAAUGGAAACUUGUGUUUGCGUGUGCAGAGAACAACUGAAUAGGGCUAUUCUCUUGGCCUGAAAGUAUUCGUUUGGGACAGCUGCUCCCGGUUCUUCCAAGGCAAUGGGGAAAAUGACAAAUAGCUGCAUUACCUGCAGUGAGAGAAGGCAUAUCAACAAUGUCACGCUGAAAUUUAAUCUCUCAGGAUUAGCCACAACUUUUUAAAUGAGAGAGAGAGAUGGAAAUUCUGUGUACAGUUAAGAGCUCAUCCCUCAGUGAACCUUCAUACCUGGAGCUUACUGUUGAGAAUUUUCAUGCCAUGUAAAUUAUCUUUUGUUAGAGAAACGUGAGAUUUGAAAGCAUGUGGGUGUGUUGGUACAUAAUAUAAUUUUCUGAUUACACAAUGAGGAUGGAUAUUCCUAAUUACUGCUACUAAUUACAGGCUCGCUGCUGGAGAAUAUGAAAGUUGGCUAGCUUCGCAAUAUAGCAACCAAGCGCUUCCUUUUUCCAAAAAUAGAGCCUCUUGCAUAUGGCAAGCUUAAGACUCAUCUCUGCUCUACAUUCUUUUUCCGCUACUCAGUUGAGAUCUGCUAAUUGGCUUCUAUUCACUUAAAAGUAAGAGACCACUAUUAGCUGCCUGCUCCUGCAAAACUUUAAAACAAAAGACAAAAACCAGAGGUUGCUAAGUGUCAGAAGACUCGUUUGGCUAGCUUUAAAACCAGCUCAAGUGGCAAUCCGCACCUAUAAUAUAAAAUAAGACUACAAAGAGAGAUGCAGUACUGUAAAAAGAAAGCAGCGAGAAUAUGCCUCGGUUCAGGUGACAAUAUGAAUAGUCCUGACAGGCUUUGGCCGGAUCCAGCAGAGAUCUUUUUUCUGUUCUGUUCCAUUUCUGCGUGUGGCUUCUGCAUAUGGCAAGUCCUGUUUCUUGCGCCUAGCUCUAGCUAGCAAUGUGAAUUAGCCCCUUUAUAGAAAAUUAAACCUCAAGACAAUUUUUCGUCCUGUCUUGCUUUUUCUCACAUUUGCUCAGAUCACCACUUUUAGCUUCACAGGGACUUGGUCAGUCGGUCAAGGUUGAAAGAUAGCAAUUUGCCCAAGCGCUCCUGUCCUCCCUUGGCGUAAACAAAGUGGUGGGAAUUUGAACCUGGUUCCAAAUUGCCAUAACCAAAGCUCUUUGCCAGACAACUGCUGUGUAUAGUCAAUCUUCCAAACAGUCUCUUUGUUUCGCCACAGUGAUGGUGAAUGUAUGCAAACACUUUGUUAAAAUAGCAACAGAUUUCAUUUACAUCUUUUAGGAAUUCAUUAUGGGAAUGAAUUGAUGGAAAUUAAUCAGAACCUCAUUUUUGACCCUAUAUGUCAGGGGAAUCUGGCCCAAUCGUCUUCUCAAUCUGGCCCACAGACAGUCCAGGAAUCAGCGUGUUUUUACCUGAGUAGAAUGUGUCCUUUUAUUUAAAAUGCAUCUCUGGGUUAUUUGUGGGGCCUGCCUGGUGUUUUUACAUGAGUAGAAUGUGUGCUUUUAUUUAAAAUGCAUCUCUGGGUUAUUUGUGGGGCAUAGGAAUUCGUUCAUCCCCCCCUCCCAAAAUAUAGUCCGGUCCCCCACAAGGUCUGAGGGACAGUGGACCGGCCCCCUGCAGAAAAAGUUUGCUGACCCCUCCUAUAUGUAGCCAGGAAGGGCAUAUUUUUCACCUGAACAAUUCCACACACAAACGCAAACUGUCUCUCCAUAAACAUGAAAAGCAGCAAUUGCUCAGCUGGCAGCAGUUACUUGGCAUAUGUUGAAGGAUGAUGCCAAGAGUAUGUGCCAUUGCUUAACUGUUCAUGUAGCUGGCUUCAGCUAGGUUGCUUGGUUUUGUCCUUUUAUGGGGUUGAGAUUUGCAUAUGCUCAUUCUCUGUGUGAUAGGCCAUAUCAGAUAGGGGAUUGGGGCAUGGUACUUAGGCUAGAUCAUGCACUAGAUCAUGAUCAUGGCUAGAUCAUGCACAAGGAUUGCACAGUCAUUAUGGGACAGGUGGGAUGUUUGGAUUGAGACCUAUGGGCAUCAAGUAGGCAUAAAUUUGAGAAUGGAUGCUUGCAACCUUUAGAUGCAUGGAAAGAAAAGACUAGGGAGGGUUAGACUGAAGAGGCUGUCUGAAAUGUGGUGAAGUAAUAGGGAUGGAGUUUUGCGGCAGAUUGAGGUACCAAAACCAUGACUUUGCAAAUAAUUGUUCCAGAAAGUUUAUCUUCUUAAACACAAACUUAAUUUAUUUACCAACAGCUAUUGUUGUAACUUAAAUGAAAUAAUUCAUUGUUAAAAUUAAGCCUCCUUACUAAUCUUGCUUUUAGUGUUUCCUAAAAGUUCCAAUUAAAAAAACCACAGAUAUGCAUGUGUACAAGGCAGGGAGACCCAGAGAUAUGCAUGUACAUGUCGUGCCAGGAAGAGAAAAUUGCCUUUUUCUGCAAACCACGCCCAUCUGCCCCACACCUGAUGUCAUAUGUGAUGUCAGGUGUAUAGCAGAUAAUGAUGUGAAUACAAAAGUACAGUUCUAAUCUUAAACUGUUAAGCUUGCUGUCAGUGCUGGCUGGUGCUCACAUCAAGCCUCAGGAUCAGCUUGACUGUGGAGUUCCUCUAGUGCAGGUGAUUCCUACCUAAAGUUGGGCUUGAUGUAGCUGCCAUUGGGCUUCAUGUAGUCAGCUGAUUGACACUGUCAGGAAGCCCCACAGGGAGGUCAAGCUGGGUUGCAAAGAAGGAAAGGAAAGAAUGGUGAACAUAGUUAAUAUGUGCUCCCAAUUCUUUCCUUUUGAGGUUGGGUUACCUGAUGAUACGGUGAUGUCAGGUAAUCCGUCUACGUGGAGUAGAAAGCUUGAUCCUGUUCCCCAUUGCUGACUUAAGAUGAGUCCAGCUAGAUCAGCCUUUCCAGUCCAGCUUUCUUUUCCCACAGUGGCCAACCAGGUGAAAAGCCUGCAAGCAAGACAUGAAUGCUACAGCUUUCUCCCUACUUGUAGUCCCCAGCCACUGAUAUUCAGGGGCCUUAUGGCUCUGCUCAUGAAGAUAGCACAUAGCUAUCAAUAACCAGUAGCCACUGAUAGCCUUUUCCUCCAUUAAUUUGCCUAACCCUCUAUUGAAGCUGUCCAAGUUUCUGGUCAUCUCCAUAUCUUGUGGAUGUGAAUUUCAUACCUUAACUAUGCACCUUGUGAAUAAAUAUAUAUUUGUCCCGAAUCUCCCUCCGUUCAGCUUCAUUAGAAGUCCCUCUCUUCUAGUAUUAUGAGUGAGGGAGAAGUGUCUGCAUCACAACAGUUUAUUGCGUAUUUAAGAAACAGGCUACCUUACUCAUAUGUUCCAGGUCAUAAGCUUGCGUGUAUUCUACCACAUAUAAGAAUGCCUGGCAGAUAAAAAUGUACGUAUGCUAAGUAUGUAUGCCAUACUUGUUGUAAAUCAGUCAACCAAGUAGAAAACCGUACCACCCAGAAAAUUCUUUGCUUAUAUUUACUCUCCUGCAGUCUAGCUUUAAACAAGGAAAUUGACACAAGGAAAUUGUGAAGUACUAAUGAACUGACCUCUGGUUACAGAUGCUUCAGGUUACAGACUCCGCUAACCCAGAAACAGUACCUCGGGUUAAGAACUUUGCUUCAGGAUGAGAACAGAAAUCACACAGUGGUGGCGCGGCAGCCCCCAUUAGCUAAAGUGGUACCUCAGGUUAAGAACAGUUUCAGGUUAAGAACGGACCUCCGGAACAAAUUAAGUUCUUAACCCGAGGUAAGGUCUGAACUCAUAAGGCUGUGAUCCAAAAUUUCACUUUAGCCAUGAACUCAAGCCACUCCUAUUCCUUCAAUCCUCAGUCAACAUUUGCAGUACAGGAGCAAUAAUACUGAACUACCUUGCAAAGCUGUCAUUGCCAGAUCUACAAAUUUUGCUCUGGAGGGCAAAGGUUCUGCCCUGCAGCCUCUCCCUGCCCCCUGUCUCUCUGAGAGCAGCAGUGCUGGGUUAAGGGAACAAAGAGGAGCAAGUCUUUAUCCCCUUUGUGCCCCAUUCAGUCUUCCAUAGAAUGUCCCACCUUUUUGCCCGCUCCAGGAAAAGGAAUGUGAGGAGGAGUGUCAAUGGAGGACAAAGGGGAAAAACUUUUUCACCAUUGACUGUUGUCAUUGUCCUGCCACUGGGCUGGCCACUGCAGCUUCACACUUUCCUCUCCUUGGGGUGGAUAAGGAGGAGGCCUUUUCUUGGCCACUGUAGAUGGGCCAUAGCCAACCACACCUCAUCUAUUGUCAGGGCCUGACUUCACCUUUGCAUUCCUGCUGGUUACGCUCCUAGUGUCCACCCACCUCUUUGAAUAUGUGGGAUCUGGCCAGAACAUAAGGGCUGUGAUGUGGCUGCAGUGUGCCUCUGUCCCAUGCAGGAUGCUGUUCUGCUGCCUGGGGCACGUAUCCCCUCUUGCCCCCAGGCCUAAAAGUUAAUCUGCAAAUUAACCUACUAAUAUUAGAGGUGGUGGAUAGAAUGCAUAUGAGGUGCUUUGAAUGCUCAGAAAGCACUUUAUAUAUUGAAUUGUGUACUUAGGCCCUGCUUUCCAUCCAGAAUUGACUCACAAAGUUGUUUACAACAAUUGAAAACCAUCACGAAGAGGCGCUCAAAAAUGUUAGCCAUAAAUUGUUCGUAUGAGAGGAUAUUAUAUAAGAGCUACCCCCACAAAAAACUGAAUAUCCAUCUCUGCAAAAUGACUAUUAAUAUUAUAUAGAUGACAGUACAUAAUAUGAGUGUAAAUACUGACACGAUCUACCACCCCAGAUAUUAACAGAUUAAUAUACUUUCUGGGAGAACCCUAAGCAGUACUAUUUCCCCAUCAUUUCUAAUGCGUUGCAGUAUGUGGUUUAACUGGUUGGUGCUUACUUUCAACACUCAAAUUAAUUCACAUUCUUUACACCCAUUUGAGGAUUGGUUUGCUGGCACAGCGUAAAGAGUGAAGCCUUUGAGUCUUUGCUGAUAAACAUUAAUCAUCUUGGAUAUACAGUAUCAGCAGUGUGAAGCAUGUUCUGGAUUUUUUUCAGUUCUUUGUGACCCUUGGCUAACUGGUGGCAAGAAAAAAUUCCUUAACUAAUAAACAUUGUUUUAAAUAGUCAAAGUCCCUUUUCUUCCAAGGCAACUGUGACACUCAUAAGCUAUGCAGUUACUGCUGGGAAAAUGUAGCCCCAGUGAAACCAAAGCUACAUAGAAAUAAGUCCUAUUGAUCUCAAUGAAACUUCCUUCUAGGAAAGUAUAUUUAGGAUCCCAGUCCUAAAAUCUCACCUCAGUACAGUGUAGCUCAAAGGAAGGGCCACAGCUUUUUCCAUUGCAAGCAAGUAUUGAUCUCUGUCAUUGGCAUCACGCCAAUAUGACCCGAUUAAAAAAUCCAGAAAACAGAUGCAGUGUACCACUACUGGUUCUGUGCGACUUCAGAAUGAAGACGUGAGGGUUACAGAUUUGAAUGCUCUCGUAUGUUAAAAAUAUAAAACACAACCCCCACUCUCUUUCUACAUGGAAGGCAAGCACACCUGCCUGUCUCAGAAAGUCACUGUGCUGGUUUGGAUGCUCAACCACCUACUGGAACUGCCCUAUGUGGUACAAGGUGAACCACUUCAGUACCAGCAUCUUGGACUCUCAAAUCCCCAGCAGCAAAGUAAAAACUGAUGGCUGAUAGUAAAAGAUGCUGGGAGGUCCUGAAGAACCAGUAGGGCCACAAUCCUCCUCCCCAUCUUUAGAUGCCUAUCAUCCUCUUGGGUCACACUAGCAGUUUCUAUCUUGGGUCCUAGCCUACUGGCUCUUUAAGAGGCAUUGGAUAGAGUUACAGUAUUCGCUUUAAAUCUUACUGUCUGGAGUGGCAAGGGUUAGACAUAAAGGCUAUUGCAGUACUGGCACUGCAUGGCUACAGAUCAGAGGGGGAAAUCCAGGUGUUCCAUCACCUACAAUGAUCCUUCGAUGGAAAGUUCUUUGGAAACACAACGAGACUUUAUGGAGAUCAUGCAGCAGUAUAACGAUUAUUUCACUUGUUGGUUGAGGAAAUAGCAUUGAUUGGCCCUAUCUCCAUAAAUGUUGCUUAUGAGCCUUGAAAUGACACUAAAGAAUGACGGAAACAUGAUGUUUCUCCUCAGGUACUUCUCCUUUUGGUGAACUGCAUAUGCAGGCAAUUCUCUUUGAGUGCCACCAGUAAGAUAAGAUGAUGGAUUUAUCUUUGCAGAGUGUGUUUCUAACUCCCAUUUCUGGGUUUCUCUGUAAGUGGUGAAGGCAAGAACCAUACGCCAUGUUUGAUGGGGCUCCUUGACACCAUAUGGGGGGCAGGAGAAAGGGGGGCAGAGAAAGAGAAACUCAACCAUGGGUUAGCACUAUGUGGGCAAACUAAAGUGAGCCCAUCAAGUACUGGUUUUCUUCACUUCCCUUUCUUCCUCUCACAUGGGUGGGAGAUGACUUCAGUCUUCAAAUAACAAUGUCACUUUGUGCAAUACAAAUCAGGAAGCCUGGAUUACAACAAAUUCUGGGAAAUUAAACUGGUCAGCUUCAUAACCUGUUGUCUGACGCCGGCUUGCUUUGAAACCACAGUUUGUUGUAACCCAGGUUACUUAAUCUUAUGAAACAACAGCAUUCUUAAAAAACGAAACUAUCUCCAGGCCACAUAGGAGGGAAAGGAGCGGGGAGUUCUCACACAACUGUUUGCUGGAGCUUGUUGCAUUCCACCCAUGUAGCCUUAAGCCGUGGUUUAGUGUUACACAUGCAAAUGCAGCUCUUUGUGUGUGAGUGCCCCCCCCCUGCUAUCCACAGACCAUCUUCUAUGUCAAUUCUGGAACAAAAGGCUCAUUAAAACAAUCCCACAGCAGCAUAGGAACUGCCUUGUACGGUCCAUCUAACUCAGUACUGUCUACACUGACUGGCAGUGGGUUUCAGGCCCACCUGUGGGUGCCAUGGGGUCGAACUUGUGACCUUCUGCAUGCAAAGCAGCUGCUCUGCCAAGGAAGCUAUGGAGUUGCCAGGAAUCAAACCUAGGAUGUUUGGCAUGCAAAGCAGGCAUUCUACCACUGAGCUAGAGACCCUGUUUUGUUCCUAUAUGUUUUAUAUUUAUCGUAUAUAACUUCAUAUAUAGAAUUAGAUAUAUUUUAAUAUAAAAAUAGAUAAUUUAUAGCUGUAAUAAUGCAAGGAUCUCAAUGUGAGGGAUAUUAAAAAAAUAAGACUAUCAGAUCAAUAAAAUAGAAACAAAAUAGAUGAAGGAGCAGGGACCAAACACCAAAGAAAACCCCCAAAACCCUUGAAUGAAUAAAGCAGCCCACUUAAAGUUCCUGUUGCAAUCAAACAGAAAGCUGCUUCUAAAGCUUAGGAGUUGCUACUUGUUCAGUAGUGGCUACCAGCGUAAUGGUUGGACUGCCAAAAGCAGGGGUCAGCAACCUUUUUCAGCCGUGGGCCGGUCCACCGUCCCUCAGACGAUGUGGUGGGCCGGACUAUAUUUUGAAGGGGAAAAAAAUGAAUGAAUUCCUAUGCCUCACAAAUAGAGGCGAUUGGGCCACAUCCGGCCCACAGGCCUUAGGUUGCCUAAAAAAAGGUAAAGGUAAAGGACCCCUGACAGUUAAGUCCAGUCGCGAAUGACUUUGGGGUUGCGGCUCUCAUCUCGCUUUACUGGCCGAGGGAGCCGACGUUUGUCCGCAGACAGUUUUUCCGGGUCACGUGGCCAGCAUGACUAAGCCGCUUCUGGUGAAACCAGAGCAGCACACGGAAACGCCGUUUACCUUCCCACCGGAGCGGUACCUACUUAUCUACUUGCACUUUGAUGUGCUUUUGAACUGUUAGGUUGACAGGAGCAGGGACCGAGCAACGGGAGCUCACCCCGUCGCGGGGAUUCGAACCACCAACCUUCUGACCGGCAAGCCCUAGGCUCAGUGGUUUAGACCACAGUGCCACCUGCAUCCCUAGGUUGCCUACCCCUAGCCAAAAGGUUCUCAAUGAUUGAACUUACAGAGCAGAGAAGUACACCUGGAAGAAUGUGUUCUCUCUGCUAGUUUCUUAUGCAGUGAGGGCCAGUGCUACUAGGAUGUGCAGCAGAGAUAGGGAAAGAGGGCAUUCUCAUAGCUUGCUUCACUAGGAUUUUUUUUUGUACACCCCCAAAAAUUACCUUUUAAAAAGGCAAAACCCUUGUACAACCAUUUGCAUGGAUUAUCUAUGUCUUGGUUAUUCCGUUUUACUGUGAUGCCUUACUGCUAUCCUAUAAGGAUUGAACUCCGUAAGUUUCCUUAGGGGUUGUAAGAAACUCACCACCACCACUGAGAAAGUAGAGGAGGUAUCACACUUUUGGGCAACACACACACACACACACACACACACAGAGAGAGAGAGAGAGAGAGAGAGAGAGAGAGAGAGAGGUAAUGUGAUGUUAGCUUAAAAGCUUUGUGCUAUAAAUUUAGUUUGCAAAAUACUAAUACUAGGCCAAAAUGACUACUGCAACACUGGCCUCAAAUUAUGAAUUGGGGGGGGGGGGGCUUGCCAGAUAAUACUCUUUGCCCAACUCUGUAAUGAUGAAAUCGAGAUGGGUACAGAAUACCCUUUUGGAGACUUCCUAUCCAACUACAGUGCAUAAUACGUUUGCAUUGUUCCAUUCACUGAUAAUCCACAGAUGAUCAAGUGUGCCUUCCACACCCAUCGCUUGCUAUGAGGUCAUUAUGAAAAAUGCACAUGGGUUUAAUCUGGCGGGCUUUGUAUCUAAGCAGGUGACUCAUAGUGCCACAGCCAAUUUUGUAUUUUUUUGUUAUUAAAACAUGCUAAAUAGCUUCCUGUGAUGAAUCGAAAGAGCUCCUGAACUGGAUGCCACAAAUGACCUUUGAGUUUAGGAUUUCGAGUGCAAGUUUGCUUAGAAAUUGUGGUGAGUUCUUCAGAAAUGUGUUUGUGUAGAUGUAUGGAUGGACAACAGAUGCUCAAACUAGAACCCACAAGCAUACACAAAUUUCUGCUUUUGUAUCAGAGAAAAAGAAAUUUCUGCUUUUGUAUCAGAGAGAGAAAAAGAGGAGAGAAUGAGCUGUGAGGUCCCGAGUUCAAAUUUCACCUCAGCCAUAGGUUAUUCAACUCACCUAAGGCAGGCUACCACCACUUAGCCUCAGUCUGCCAUUUGUUACAAGGGGGUAACAAAACUGGCCUACAUUACAGGGUAACUGUGUAGAUUGCUGAGAUCAUGUACAUGAAUCACUUGAAAGGGUAACCAGGAUUAGAAGUUGAAUUUUCAGUCCUUGGGGUAUAGUGUUGCUAAGUUUGAGUGAUUAAUGCUUAAGGAACCAUGCUGUGACUAGAACUUCCUACAACUGAGAACGAAGUAUACUGGAAACUAACAGAGCAUGCAAAUACUGGAAGGAACAAGAUGCCUCCAGGCUUAGUAAACAUUGCAUCACACGGAAGUUUCUGGAGGGGAGAGCUAAGCCUCAUCUGUUGCAAGAGUAACGUUUUAUACACGUAUGAAGUAAAAAAUGCUAUUGAUUUUGUGUUCCUGAAAAAGAAAAGCGGGUCAUUCGGCAUAAUUAAGUUGUGAGAAUACUGGAUUUCCUAGGUUGCCGCUGGAUUUAGAAUCCAGUGUAAAUUAGCAGGAAUGUAGCCCAGUUCACAGUGAGAAGGUGGAGAUCACCCCUGCAGAAGACCACAAGUUCAGAUAUUAGUUGGUGGGUUUAAAAAUGGGCAUGAGGCAGUUUUGCAACUGUGAGCCUUUGGGUAGCCGCCUCUGCCCCGAAUUGUUAGUUGUAAGUGGUGGCAUAGUAGUAUGGUUGUACCUUGGAUCUCGAACGACUUAGUUGCCAAACGUUUCGGCUCCUAAUCAACAACCAGAAUGGAUUCUGUUCAACUUCCAAGGUACGACUGUCUUAGCAGUAGUGUGGACCUGCGCCACCAACCUCCAUCUUGAUUCCUCCAAGUUCACUUGCUUCUUACAACCAGUUCAGAGGAUAGGCCUGGCUCUCUGCUUCCUCCUUAGCUUUUCCUCCUUUACAACUCAGCAGGAAAAUGGGGACAAAACUAGCAUUAGUUGGCUCUGUUAGUCAUUGGCUCGGCCUCCAUCUGCAGUUGGGUUCCUUGCUUUUUCUCCCACCAGGGCCUAUUACAAUGAGUAAUAGCAGUAAAUAAUAUAAUUAAUGACAUCUGUGGCUUGUGCAUCUAAGGACAUUAGUCAAAAUCUCAUGUCUCCCCCAACUCCCUUUUUGGGUUCUUUAUUUUUUAAGAAAGAAAAGAAAUGGAAAAAAAUGGCAAUAACCCAUGUCGCUUGUACAUUUCAGCUUACAAGCAGUAUCAGAAAAUCCAAGAUCAGCAAAAUAUUACAAUUUCAGAACAGUUUCUGUGUUUCCUCCCUCUCAGUUCCCUACUGCAGCUUUACAGAAUAAAUCUUGAACACUGAUGCCCCUGCUUUCUGUGCAUUGAUUUCGUUCAUUCUGCAUACGUAAUAGAUGGGAAACAUUUUUCCAGAAAGUUAUCCAAGCAGAAAGGGUUACAUGGCCCAUUAAUUUGAGCUACAGUUUGUCCCCAGCUAAAAAGUCACAUGUUUUACCAAGCCAACUGCAGUGGUACCUCGGGUUACAAACACUUCGGGUUGCAAACUCCGCUAACCUGGAAGUAGUACCUCAGGUUGAGAACUUUCCCCCAGGAUGAGAAUGGAAAUUGUGCGCCGUCGGCACAGCAGCAGUGGGAGGCCACAUUAGCUAAAGUGGUACCUCAGGUUAAGAACGGUUUUGGGUUAAGAACGGACCUCCGGAAAGAAUUAAGUUCAUAACCCGAGGUACCACUGUAGUAAUAAGUGGCAGAUGCUUGCCUUCCCAACUACUGGUAGUUGCCCCUUGCAAAUUUAGCAAACAAUAUCAACAUGAAUAUUUUAUUUAUUUAUGGGCAGUAUCCAGGGGCUUUGUUCUGUUAAAAUAAAGAAUUACGCUUGCACAAUGGAACUCCUCCCCUCUCCUCUCCCCUCCCUGUACCCUUCCCUAAACUCCAGAGAAUUGAGGGAAACACCAGAACAGAUUUAGGGGAUGCACAGGGGAAGGAGAGGGAAGAAAGCUCUGUUGCGCAAGGGUAAAUUCUUGCACUAAUGGAAUGAGAGACUUGGUGCUUCUUUGAAUGCAAGAUGAUUGCUUGGGGCUUCUCAUUGCAUUUUAUCCCCACAUCCUUCUUCCUGUGACAGAUCUAUUUAUUAUUUAAGUAUAUAUCCUUGUGGAAUCCCCAAAGUAGCUAAUAACAAAAUAUACAACAAAAUGCAAAAUAAAUCAUUAAAACAUAUGCCAUCAUACCAGGUCACAUUUUCAUACCAUUUCUCACGUAUCUUGAAGGAGGUUGAAAUACACCAUUUGAAAUGCCCAUUUAUUAGUACUGACCCAUUUAUUUAUUUAUACUUUUUAUUUAUUGCAUAUUAUGAAUAAAUAGACAUAAUUAAUAAUUAAUUUUUAGAUGUACAAUAUAUAAUCUGCUCUAAGAGUGUUAGUAUUUGUUACAUCUAAAAAUUAAUAAUUAAGUCUAUUUAUUCAUAAUACGCAAUAAUUAAAAAGUAUAAAUAAAUCAAUCACAUGUCGUGAAGUAAGGCCAACAGUCCUCAUUCCUCAAAUGGUUUACCGGUAAUAAAUAAUUAAACAUUCAAUUUAUAAAUGCAGUGAAUUUUUCAUUGAAACGUACUCCUUGGCCUAAAAUGCUUGGUUCCCUCUUUAACAGGCUCCAUUUAAUGUCUCGAAAUCUUUCCUUUUCCUUUAGCUGACUAUUAAUUUUAUAAUAUACAGUUGUUCCCAUAGCUUUCUUCCAAGAUCUGAUUUGUUGAGUUUCCAGUUGCUUUUCCGUGACUUCGCAUACAAAAUCCUGGCUGCCGUGAUUAUAUAUAGUGCUGGUUUUGAUGUUCUGGUGCUACAGUACAUGAGUAUAAUGGUAUGGGGUUGCUCGUGCGUAAGUUGCCGCCUCUCCUGGCUAUGUUGCCUGGUUAAACCUUUCUGUCUGGACAGCCCUUCAAUUCGUGGCUGCCUCAGUCGCUAGCAGAAUCCGUCAGUGGGCGUUUCUUAAACCUUUUCCAACAUAAAAGUUGUUUGACACCCAGUCUCCUCCUCCUUUCUCUGCGCGGAAGUCUCCUGCGCAGGGAGGGCGUGGGUAGCGGAGGACCAGUGCUCUCUCCGCUGGUGUCCGGUGAAGAGUCUGGGAGCCCUCUCUCCAAUUCCCCCAUCUGCCCCUCCUUAUUCCUGGUGUUGCACUGAAUUGCUUCCCCAUCUGCUGAGCUGCCUCUCUCCCUGCUGGGCCCUUCUCCAGCAUCAUUAGAGAGCCUCCCCUCCACCUCUAGCUCCGAUGUCAGUUCCCUGACAAUGAGUUUUUUACAUAGUUCAGCAGACAUAAAAGAGGAUCCAGUGGAACUUUGUACAGCAAUUACCAUAUCCCAAAACCUCUUAGCUUUGCUAUAUCCUUAUCAUAACCACAAAAAGUCUCCCUUAUCUGUGUCGCAGGGCCAGCACUUAACCAUUCCCCUUUCUUCUCAACUUUAACUGACUUCCAGGGAGCCCAGUGCCACUGAGGUAACAUCUUUACAGAGAUUCCCUUAUAGUUAUUUGCAACUGAGAAAGUAGCCGACUUGGAGAAGGGCUUGUCAACCUUUUGCAGCCCAACAUUUGGAAACCUGAGAAACUGUUAUGGGAGACUACGCCCCCCAACCACUGCAACCCCUUCAUCUCUUACGACAGUGUGGUCUUCUCAUGAUAGGCGUGGGUGAACUCACAGGAGGAAAUCUUUAACAAUGUAGUAAGGCUCAGAUGUUUUGUAAGGUAAGACAGGACCAGCACAAGGCAAGUCUUCUUUACUGGUCCCCAUAUGGAUUUGGGCCUUAACUCUGAUCUUAAGCCAACAAGUUUUUUGAUCAUUGGAUAACUGUUAAAUUGACCAAACAACUUGAGAGUAUGGGGAAAACUAGCUGUCAUGGCUAAUGACCUAUUUUCAGACAAUGUAUCCUGUUCCUCUACAGGCCCAGGGUGCCUCUGUUUGUUAAGGCUUGGCACAAGAGGGGGUUAACUCUGUUUUGACAACAGGCUACUGGCACUGCUCUCUCAAGAACGGAAGCCCCCGAAAAGCAGAACAAGCUUGCGGUGACAUUGUGGUGAAGCUUCAAGCUGCUGACAGAUUGGUCAGAGGCGGAAAAUUUCCUCACUUGACUCACUACGAUAUUGCGGAGAUGGUGGAAGGAUCUAAGGCAUCUUCCCAGAAGAAGGGUAGUCUAAGGCUGCAGUCCCUAAACACACUCACUAGCAAGUAAGAAGUAUUGAACACAAUGAGUCUUACUUCUAAGUGAACAUGAUAGGACGGUGAGGAAGGAACAACUCAAAAGCGUUGUUGUUGUUGUUUAGUCGUUUAGUCGUGUCCGACUCUUCGUGACCCCAUGGACCAGAGCACGCCAAGCACUUCUGUCUUCCACUGCCUCCCGCAGUUUGGUCAAACUCAUGCUGGUAGCUUCACGAACACUAUCCAACCAUCUCGUCCUCUGUCGUCCCCUUCUCCAUGUGCCCUCCAUCUUUCCCAGCAUCAGGGUCUUUUCCAGGGAGUCUUCUCUUCUCAUGAGGUGGCCAAAGUACUGGAGCCUCAGCUUCAGGAUCUGUCCUUCCAGUGAGCACUCAGGGCUGAUUUCCUUAAGAAUGGAGAGGUUGCUAUAAAAGCGUUGUAGCAACCUUUGAAAGCUUGCUUUUUUGAAGUAGAAGGAGGGUUGUGAUGUAAACCAGGUGGGGACAACCUUUUGUCAGGGUUUAAAUUCCUUUGGGGUAAUUUGUUGGGAUGCAUGUUGACACUGAGUGGGACCAGAGAUAAAAAUGUUUUGGAAUAAAGAGCCUCCUGCUUCAUUUUUCACUAGCAGUGGUCGCUGGUGCCCAUUGGGACUGGUAGGGGAAAAGGCUGGGAAACCAACAGUAGGCAGAGCACGAGCCAACUAAGGUCACAUCCACACUAUACACUUAAAUACAUCUUAGGCCACUUUAACAGUCAUGAUUCCUCCCCCAAAGAAUCUUGGGAACUGUAGCUUGUGUGCAAUAUAGCUAAAUUUCCUAGCAAACUAUAUUUCUCAGGAUACUUUGGGGAGAGCCAUGACUGUUAAAGUGGUAUAAGAGGGCUUUAAAUGCAUGCUGUGGGUGUGAUCUGAUUUUAGUUUUGCUCCUGUCCUCCUCCCUGUUGAAUCCUGCAAAGGCAACAUGGAGACUAAGGAGGAGGAAACUGACAGGCAGUGCUAUCCCUUGAGUUGGACAUAUAGGAAGAAGGCUGGACAGGCAGGGGCUGGUGAAGGGCAGGCUGAGGUUGGUGUGGCAGUGCCACAUUUUCCCACAUGGACCAGCCUCCCCUCGAUGCCAGGUUGGAACUGGAAUUCUGUCACAUGGGAUGGCAUUAUUCUCCUCCCUUUUUUAUGUUGUGUGCCCUAUGUAUAAGUUAACGUGGAGGAAAUCAUUUAUGGGCACACUUGGAAACACAAUAAAGCCCUCCCCCCACCCCUGUAGCUGAGGCCAGAAACACUGAAUGGGUUGAAGUGAUAAAAUGCAUAAAAGUUGCCUCUUAAUCAUCAUUGCAUCUGUUAUAGCAGUGUCUGUGUCUGUGUCUUUCAUUUGUGUUUGAGUCCUGUAGGAAAGAGAACUUGCUCAGAGCCAUCAUGUUUCAGACUUGUUACCACCUCCCUUUAUGGAAACAUUUGAAAAGAAAGCUAAGAUAUUUGGGAUAUCUGCAAGAAGUUAAGGGCGCAGGGUAGUGUUUUGAGUGUCCAAUGAGCUACAGGUUCACCCCGUUCUACUGUAUUUGAAUCCCAAUUCAUGUCUCUCACAUAACCUUCCGCUAUUUUAAAAAGGUAAAGGUAAAGGGACCCCUGACGAUUAGGUCCAGUCGUGACCGACUCUGGGGUUGCGGCGCUCAUCUCGCUUUAUUGGACGAGGGAGCCGGCCUACAGCUUCCAGGUCAUGUGGCCAGCAUGACCAAGCCGCUUCUGGCGAACCAGAGCAGCGCACGGAAACGCCGUUUACCUUCCCGCUGGAGCGGUACCUGUUUAUUUACUUGCACUUUGAUGUGCUUUCGAACUGCUAGGUGGGCAGGAGCUGGGACCGAAUGACGGGAGCUCAUCCCGUCGCAGGGAUUUGAACUGCUGACCUUCUGAUCGGCAAGUCCUAGGCCCUGUGGUUUAACCCACAGCGCCACCCCCGUCCUUAUUUUAUAACACUUUAAUUAAAUAGCACCGCUAUUUUAUAACACCUUAAUUAAAGAGCAAAGGUACUGUAAAAUCUUCGAUGCACCUUCAUUGUGUGUGUGUGUGUGUGUGUGCAUGUGUGUGUGUGUGUGUGUGUGUGUGUGUAGCGUGUGCUGGCAUUUGCAUACUUCAUCAUUUUGAUAAUCAUGAAUACUCUGACACAUGGAAAGGUGGAACGGGAAAUUAUUUGAAUGUACUAGUCUAGCAUGGCAAGGAACAGCUGCCUGAGGUUUUGCUAGAGGAGACAGUGCAUAUUCUCACCCCUCCACAGCUUGCAAUUGCCCCUGAGGCCUGGAUUAAAUGCAAUAAUUGUUCCAAUUAAAUUGCUGUCAGUAUUUUAAUAGGCAUAACUGCAUGUGCCAUCAGUGGAAAGCACGGUUUGCAAAAGCAAAAUAUACUGGUGGCGAAAAAGUUCACAGUUGAAUUGGAUUGCACCAAUAAAAUUACUUUUGUAAACAAGUGGUUUUUUCCACUGAGCAGUAUAUAGGCUGAUAAGGUUGACAUCUCUCCCUAUGUACUUAUACACUUAUGUCAGGUUGAUUCAUGAUGAUAAAAGAAAAUGACGGCACAGCACAGGCUGUUUGCUUGUGCCUAUGUUACAUAGGAUGGUUUCUGGGGCAGUGAUGGUACGGCAACCUUCUCACUCAGAAGCAGUUGUUAGUGGGCAACUGGCAAACUGAUGUAAGUCUCCCAGGCCUCAGAAAUGAACUUUCUCUUCUUAAGGGAAGGGUGGGUUCUGUAACAGCAAAAGUGUUUGAAUACUUAAAAGUUACCAGCUUGUGGCUUGUUUUGAGAGGAGCAAGCUGUGCAAAUAUUUUGCCUAUGCUGAAAUACCAAAACUAUAAACAUUUCUAAAAUGGCACCCAGUUUAUAGGGUAGAACGUUUCCAUUUUUUCCUCUUUUCAUGAUGGAUAAGAGUGUGUGUAUACAUUGUACUUGGUUGUGUCAUGCCACACAAUGGCAGGCCAAACAGCUGCAGAGCAGGCAUGGGGAACCUUUAGCCCUUCAAAUGUUACUGAACAACAGCUCUCAUCAACCCCAGGAAGCAUGGCCAAUGGCCAGGGGUUGUAAAUCACUAACAUCUGGAGGGCCAAAGGCUCCAUACAUUAGAGCCUCUACAAACUGUUACUGUUCCUUGCCAUAUGAAAAAAUGCAGGUAUGAAUACAGGCUGAACCAAAUUGAAAUUUUGUGUGAAUGCAGAAUUCGUAUUUUUAGAGGAAUGGAUCUGUAAUGUUUUUAGGAUGCUGAGUGAAAGCACCCAGUAUUUGUUGGAAGACAAUUUUUUUGCAAGUCAGGAGUAAGGAAGAUGGCAGCUGAGAUACAAACUGAGUGAGCCAUAACUCCAGUGGCAUUUCAAAGGAUUCUGGGGUGUACAUUGUAACUUGUGCCAGAGUGCCAAAGACUAUAUUGUGUAUAUUUUGGUUUCAGUAAGGGACUUUCUUGCCUUAAUUAAUUAAUUAAUUAAUUAGUUUAUUUAUUUGUGACUCUUUUUACAUGAGGCAUUCUAAAUUGAUUUACAACAGAAUAAAAUAUUUAUUAGGCACUGUACAUAAAAGUAAGACUUUUGGAAGUGAAGACGUAAGAGCACAAGGGCUGAUAGGUUUGUUCUGAGAUAACUUGGGCAGUUUUUACAUGCUUAAGAAGCAUCACUUUGACAAAACCUGAGAAACUCUGUAUUAGUACAUUCUGUUAGGUUUCCUCAAAGGAGGAAAUUGAAGAAUAACUUUUAAUUUACAACUGGUUGGCAUACGCCUGUGGAAGUCCUAGAGUCAUCUAGGGUUAAAAAUUGCAGAUGGAAUUAAAGUUUCUGUAUAACUUGAUGAAGAACAGAUGCCAGAAAACAAUGUGGGGGGUGAGUGGGAAUGUUUGGGUUAUCAUUACAAUCUCUCUUCUCCCCGACCCCAAGCAUGCAAGAAUGCAUAUUGAAACCAUAGCUGUUUGAGAACCCAAAUUGUUACCUGGAGGACAUGCAAUUUUUGGUUGACAAAAUUGCUGCCGGAUUGGAAUGCACAAGAGGGCUUGCAACUUGAAGACCUUAUUAAAAAGAAGAAUCCACUCUUCCUCUUAAAAAAAAAAAAGGUUUUCCAUUUUCCUUUUUGUUUCCUUUUCUUAAAAAAACCCCCAAACUUCAUCAGUUUAAUGCACGGUUGUUUGAUUCCUGCAAGCCUUGGUGCACAAACAGAAUACUACUCUAUUUAUAAACAAAGGGGAAAAGAGGAGUGCAGAUGAGCUUGACGCCACUUUAGCAUAAAAUUGCAGGAGUAAACAAGGUUAAUUAUGUGACUGGGGGGAAAUAUCUGGGAAAAGCUGGAGCUUCUCUGCAGCAUUUGCAAAUGGUGGUUAAUGUAAUGUUAAAUGUUGAUUUAAACUUCCCUGGUUGAAUAUUUGAUGAGGAGUUGCCUGCUUACCCUCUGUUUCGAAGAUGUUGCCUACCUUUGGGCAGAAGUCUUUGGUUUUAUCAGGGUGAGAUGCUGCUUCUAUAAGUGAUACCACAUCCAUUGGGAUAGAGACAGAAGAAGUCAACAUGUCUGAAUAAUAGAACUCUGGAAGGUUCAGAAUGGACCCCAGCAAUGAUCAGUAUUGGUUGAUGCCUGCGGUAUAAGCCCAUUUUCAAAAGGUUAAGGACCAGGAGCGUUUUCUAGCUUUUUCUUUUAAACACAGUACUUGAACCUUCUAAUCUACAUCUGCUACAUUGUGCCAAAGACAGUAUUGCUGUUGUGAUAGAUGUGGAAAUCACAUGAUUGGGGAGAGAACGACAGUGUGACGUAGCUACUCUUGCUAAUUAGAUGAGUACUACCCAAGACCAUCGUAUGACAACAGUUGUGAUUUUAAAUCUUCAAACAAAAUGAAGCAAGAACUAAUAAAGACCAAGUUCUGUUCAUUUAGGAACAUUUAGCUGAUUAAAGAUUGGAAGCUUGCUUUGUGUAAACCCCUCCUGAACUUCCACUUUAUCUACACAAGUCUACACAUGAUAACACAAAUGGGUUUUUAUUUUUUCACAUGCAUGAGCCCCAUGGAGACAUGGUGGAAAGAGUGAUCAGAUGAGGAGGAGUGGAGGUCCUUCCAAGGAGGGCCUGAGUGACUUGGGAAGUAAAGACCUCGAUCCGGGGAAAAGACCAAGUGGGUUGUCAGAAGAGCGGCACACUUCAGCGUCAUAAUGUAAUCCAGGUGCAACAUCAUCACCAUCCAAGGGGCCCCAGUGCCUCUCCUUAGCAGCAAGGAGGCAUCACUCUCAGAGGAGGCACCAAAGGAUAGAUGUGAGAGCAAGCUGGCCCCAUUAUCUCUGUUUCCAUCUCCCAAGAAUGCAGAGGUGACAGCGCUGGCAGGACCAUCCUCUGCUCACUCAUAGCACUUGCUUGGCCAGCCCUGAGACCUGGGGAAACGAUUGCACAAAUGACGUGCCUGUCCCACUUUUCAAAAGGGAAGCCUAGGGGGUGAGCCAAGUGAUGGAACAACGCCUCAGCUUGCCCCUAGCCAUGCGUUGUAGAGCUCUGCUGUGCUUUAUGAACCUGUCCCCUGACCUAUGUUGAGAUGCUGUACUGAAUUUUCAACUAAAGCUUUUACAGCUCAUCCACACUUCUGCUUGUGCCUAGAAAGCACAGGUCUGAGCGGUUUUCCCCUUACCCCACUCCUUUCUGAGGGAAAACCCACUCUUUAGCGAUAGGUGUCCAUCUGGAGAAAACCUGAAUUGCCGUUUGCGUCAGUGGAACACUAAAGAGAGGUUUCCCCCUUCGUUGCAGCUCCAGAGCCAGGAGUCCCAAGUCAGCAAGUGGGAGCCAUGACAAUAUAUAUUCUGGCCUUUUUUCAAAGUGGGGAAUGUGGAUUGGCUUUCAGCAGCAAAGGCCAGAUCUGUCUGUCUGCCUUUCUGUUCAUGCAGAAUCCAUUCACCCGUGGCCGUAAUGUCAUAGUAGUGCUGGUCAUUUUUCUGUAACCGAAACCCUGACCUGUGUCUUGUCAGGCUCAUUGAGAGGAGCGGGGAUUCAGUCUGUGGCAAUUAGGUAUUUGGAAUCACCUCUAUCUUUUUUGGGGGGUGGGAGCAAAAUCUUGAUUUUUAUUCCUAUUUUUAUCAUUGCUUCCUGAUUCACAGGACACGUACAAGAAUAACAGGACACUUACAAUAUUCUUAGUCAUCAAGAAAGUCCCCGUGUAAAAAGUUUGCAAGUAUUCCAGUUCACAGUCUUCCUUGAUGAGGGAUGAUCAUUACUUCAGCUGUUGAGAUUUUUUGAUUUUAUUUUAUUUGCCUGUUAGAAACAAGAAUGGCGUCUGAAUUGAGUCUUUGUGAGGCUUCAUCUAGUGAGUUGCAGGGGGGGAAACCGUAUAAAUGACUAUCUGCCCUGAUGAAAAUCCUCAAUAGAGCCCAUUGUUUUUUAUAUGGCUAUUAUUGGAGAUGGCUGGAUACUAAAUGAUUUUAACCACCAGGCUGAAAAACGUCUGUGUUGGGACACACUCUCUCUUUCUCUCUCUCUCUGCUGGGAUAAUGACACUGCUUUGAAUUCAGAUAUGGAAUUUAGUUAAGGGGAGUUAAAGAUCUGCUGUUCUACCCAUUGUGUCUGUCUCGGAGACAGUGGAUCACUUUAGGGUUUGUAACAGUGACCCUGUUGUCUAGUUCAGUUAAUCUUUUAUUGCUGGUUUCAAUAAAGUACCAUUGUGGGUUAAAUUUACUGGGUCACCAGAAAAUGCUGCUAACAGCAUUUGAACAAAACAGAAGUCAAGAUGGCUAAUUAAGGCCUCUCUUCUUGUUUUGACUCUUCUAGUCAGCAGUGACUGCUGGGCUCCACAGAUUUCUUUUUCGUUUUAGGCAGUUUGACUUGUAGAGUGAAUUGAAGGGAGGGGGCCAGGAUUGCAUUCAUUGCUCUCAGUCUAUUCUCAUUCAGCUUAAUCUGUGAACAGACCAUAGAUGCCUUCCAUACAAAGCUUUGCACAUGAUCUGUGGUCCUCCAAGAUGUUGCUGGACAUUCUUAGUGCACUUCUGAUUUAUGUAAGUUGACAGUAUAAACUUUGAAUGGCAUCUGACAUGUUCGAUGCAUGUGCCAGAAUGGGCUAACAUAAAUUCUGCUCUGUUUUUCUGUAUUGCUCAUUCCCAAAUUACAAGCCAGGAUUUCUUGGUUAGUUGCUGAUCGUUAUUCAUUUGGCCUCUUAAAAAGAGCAGAGGAAGCAUCUCUUUUUUUAUUUAGGGUUUAGAUGAACAAGUGGAAACCAGAGAGAGGGUAUAAAAUAAUAAUAAUUCCCAGUCUCUCUUUAAGCAAAAAUUAAUGGGAGAACAACCCUGAGCAAAGCAUCACACACACACACAGAGAGAGAGAGAGGGGGGGGGGUUAGCGUGUUCUGCCAUGUAUCAGAAUGACACCUCUUCCUUGGAAAGGAUCACCAUUUUUUUGCAUCAGAAAAACCUGUAGUGUUUUUGCCAGUCAGAAAAGGGGAUUUCCACACUUAAGGUUGCAUGGCAAUGUGUGAGUGACGUAGUCCUGUGCAAGCAGGGAGACUGAUUUGUGUCCUUGAAUUAUUCCUUGCCCAGUUCCCCUCUCCUCGCUCUUUUUGAGCUUUCUAGUAUCGUGUGCAGGCACAACAGUGCAACUAUGAAUGACAGUUAAAAUCCACUAAUAAGGAUUUAUCUUCAUGGCUGCAGGCAAGCAAGUAGAUUCCCAUUCAUGUCAAAGGAAGGAUGCAAGGGCUACUCACAGUAAAUUCUGUGAAAUGCAACAUGAAUGAAAAUCACGCAACAAGGACAGCUUAGCAGAGUGUGCAAAGCCGUCUCUCGAGACACACAAUGUUUUUUGAAGGUUAUACUGUAGGUAUGGCGAGUACUUUAAUUUUAAUGAGGGAAGAUUCCUUGAAUAUCUGGUGAGUUUCUGACUCCUCUGAAGAGGUUCUUACUGGGAGAUGGCUAGUCUGUGCCCUCUCUCUUCUCUGUUUACUAAAUAUUCACAAAAACGGAAAUGUUAAUAAAUAACUAAGUCCUGAUCUUGGUUGCUGUUUUACUUGCUUUCACUUUUGUUGUUUUGAAAUCCAUUUUUAAAAAGACAAAGAUAGCGCACCAAUGAUGACUGGUUCUAGGUCUUUAAACUUGACCAUUGUAAUAUGCAAACAAAAAACUAGCUGGAAAGAUUUCUUUAUCCCCUGCUUUAGAGAUAGCUGAAGUCUGGUGGUAACAGAAGUAAUUAUUAACUUUGAAUGGAACCCUGUCACAUGGGCAGAGAGAAAAAGCUCCUGGCAUAAACAGAGGGCAAUAAAAUGUCCCAUAAACCUUAUCACUAAGAAGUAAUUGCUUUCUCCUGCUAAUACAUUCAGUAUGGGGAAUAGUGACUAUGAGAUAGAUAUCAAACCUAGUGGAAGAAACCUAGAUUAACCUUGGCUACAUCUCAGUCCACAUAUAGCUUAAAUAGGUGGGGUUUCUCUUUUUUUCUAGGCUCCUGGGACUUCUGUCUCUGGUGUAGAAAGGGCUUCUUUCUGGCAGGGUGAAAGAAAUGACAGUCUGAAGCAGCUGCACUCUGUACCCAAACUUCCCCCUUCCCUUCGGUUUUCUGCUGCUCCUGCAGCUUUUCACAUCUGCCAUUUGUGGGUGCUCCCACCCAUCAACCAUGAAUUCCCAUCAAUGAGGAAAUUGCAUUUUUAGCAUCUUACAGUGUCACAACCUCUGUUUUGGCAUCACACUUUUCCUAACUCAAAUUAGGAGCUGAGCCCUAGUGUAAAAACAAGGCUGAGGGCAGUGGAGUCUCAUCUGUGCCUGCAAAAUAUAUUCGCAUCUACUGCUUUGGAUUAAAUAUUCUGAGUUACUAUAAAUAGUCAGGUUUUCUUCUCCAAAAUGUUCACAAUGGCUUUCUUCACUUUAAGCCGCCCAGAGAGAGAGAGAGAGCACUGUACAGUUUAUUAUUUUGUAUUGAGAAGGACCUCUGUUAGGGACAGCUAAGCAGAGAUUGUGAUGGGGCAAAGAGAGUAGCUAAGCCAAGCUGCACUUCAAACCUAAAUUAUAUUCUGGGAUAUUCAUUUAUGUUAACAGUUCCCAGUAUCUAUAUCCAUAAGGUUGUCUGCAAUAUUAAAUUUGUUACUCAUUUUUAAAUGCUCUUAGAAAUCUUGCUUUCUCUUACCUCACUGUUAUGUUCCUAUUCAGUUUUUUUAAUUAAAAAAAAUACUUUACACAAAGCAGCCCCAGAGAGUUGGAAACCCCCUUGAAAUGGUUCGGAUACAGUACCAGAGGCUGCAGUGGGAGUGUGUAUCAUGAGAAAUCAGGUGGGACCCUUUGUGCAAGGGUAAAUCUAGAUCCAGUCCCAUGAAACGGGGCUAUUAGUGUAGUAUUGUUCAACAAUAGCAACAUGCACAUGUUGCAUGCUUUAAAAAAAGAAUGCUGUCUCACAAAUAUGAAUUGUUUGUUGUUAAUGAAAUGUUUGUACUGUUUAAUAUAAAUAAAAACCUCUAAUCCGUUUACAUAAAAGCAGUUAAAAAUAUAGCAACAUUCAAUAACGGUUCCUAGAAACUGGAUAAGUAAAAACAAAACUAAAGCUCACAAAUAAAACAGACCUGGGUAUGGAAACGACAAGUGAAAAUUAUGAGUCAAACUCCAGGAACUUUUGGGAAAUCAGAGAACACAUUUUAAAUAUGAUUACUUAUAGGAAUGUGUGGCAACUUUUUUCAGUUUGGGGGAUGCACACAGAGGAUGCUCAUUCAUAAUUUACAAGUGUCUAUUGGAAAAGUAAGUGGUGACGUAAAGUAAAUGAUAAAUUAUUAGUUAAUUGAUGGACUUUAUUAAAUAAGUCUUCCACAUGAGAUUUUAUGGAUUACUUAGCACUGGAUGCUGAGAAGCUUUACAAGCUUCGGGUGAGACAUCUCAGCAGCCACUUGGCCUUGACUUGUGAGCACCUCUGAGCUCCAGUCUCUGCCAGUCACUCAUGGGAAUAAUUGAGCCCUUCCAGAAGUGCUAACAUGGAGAUUAUGAGGAAAUGCUGGAGGAUACAUUAGAAAUCAGCUACAAGGACACUUGAAUUCCUGCCUCCCCCCCCCCCCCAAAAAAAAAAACUAGUGGGGAAAUGGCACAUUGCAGGCCACCAGAAAAGAGAAGUUUGGUUAAAAAGCAAAUGCAGCCGCCACAUUGUCGGGGGUCUUAAGAGGCCUGCUAAAAAUCUCUUGGAGCGCAGCAGCUGGGCCACAGGUUGACCAUACCUGACCUGUACUUGGGCACAUGCUGGCGUUGCUCAGCCUGUUUCACAACAGAAAUCUGCGAGUGACCAACUAUCAUGAUGGCAGGCUUCUAGAUAGUACUAAACUUCUCCAGGUUUCCAACCAGUUUGUGUGCUCUGUUGGGGUGGUUGCUGACAUGAAUCUCCUAUUUAUAACGAAGCAACAGACAGUGUUUGCCAUCCUCAGGAUUGGAACUAGCGCUAGGCUGUGAUUCUGGAUCCCCUCAAGAGUUUUUCCAUUGAAAAUCUCUCCAGAGUGUUGCCUUGUGGAUGGGACCUCCUGCUUUGCCUUGUUUCAGCUUUUUGCUAGGGCUUUGAUGCCAUUCAUCCUCAUGGACUACUCCUCACAUUGGAGGGGGGGGGCUGGAGAUGGCUGGAAUAGCUAUCUAGCCGCAAUGGUUCUGCAGUGAAGUGGGUGGGCAGGCGAAAGGUCUGCUAUGUUGAAUGUAUUCUGGCACUGACAGCUCAGUAUCUGCUCUCUAAGCUCCAGUGAUAAGAUUAGCGAUGAAUAUUCAGGAGUUACCUUUUAAUAUUUAAAUGCUUACAUAAUUUCAUUUGAGAUCUCUUCAUGCACCAAAUUAACUGGGGGGGGGGUCAGUUUGUAUAUGCAUUCCCCUCUUCCCUACAAAUGGGACAGAAUUCAUUGAGCUUGAACACACACUGCACUACCAACAAAAAGCCCUUUUAAAAAAACACUCGUCUGCUUUAACGGAUAUUUGGCUGCCGAACAAAAUAAGCUGAAGAGGCUUGGAUUCCUCAGCAUCCUGCAACAUGCUUUCCAUUCCAAAUGGUUUGUGAAAUUAUGAGCUGGUUAUUUAGAGUUCGUGGAAAGGUCAGAACAUAGAAUUCUGCCGGAAGAGAGAUCUCCACCCCACCCCACCCCUGGUUUACAUUUGGGAUUUUCUUAUAUUUCCCCAUGUUGCUUACGCUUUCCAAACGCUCUUAUAAUGCCGAACUUUUCUUAAAGAGAGAGUCAAAGCAUCAUAUUUAUGACAUGGGAAUCAUUGGGGAUGCUUUUUAACCAUUGCAUUUUGGCUGCUUGUGGGGGAACUGAUCAAGUUGAUUGCUAAGUGGCCCUUUCCAGGUGUUUAGGGACUGCACAGGGAAGUGGAAUCAGGAUCCCCUCUCUGUGUGUUUGCUGACUUUUCUGAAUGCCAGUCAUAAUGAAAGCGGGCAAUUUCAACAGACCCCUGUUAAAACGCACACACGCACACGCACACGCACACACACACACACACACCAGAACUAUAAAAUCCCUUGGUGUGUUGGCCCUUUGGCAUGGGCAGCCAAGAACACAGGUUUCUGGAGGUGCAAGUUUGAGUGGAAUGGGAUCAGAGCUAGUGGGAAGACGCUGCACAGGUAUUGUAGUUCUGUUUGAUUUAAAACUGUCAAAGGCCCAUCAAUUAGCAAACUUGGCCUUGAUUCUAAGAUAUGUUCAGUGGGGGUUACUAUAAGACUAAAUGCUACUAGGAAUGUAGUUGUGUGAUACAAGAAUUGUGUGACUUUAAGAACUUGAGCUUGCAUUUCCCUCCUCUGUCCCAUUUCUUUUUUCUUUGCGUGUCAUGUCUUUUUUAGAUUGUGACCCUGAGGGCAGAGUUGUCUUACUGUAAGCUGCUCUGAGAACCUUUUUGGCUAAAGAGUGGGGUAUAAAUGUCUGAAAUAAAAGAAGGUAGAAAAAGGGGCAAUAUUUUCUGAGCUUCUCCCAGCAGCUGACCCAGAUAAUCACAUCUUCUCAGUCCCCAAAGAAGUUGAGGAAACUUUGCCAGAGGUUUUCAGACUUAUCUGGAUUUUCUCUUUUAUACAUUCUUAAGUUUGGUGCAAGUGGUUUUGAACACAAAUGCCACAGAAUGUCUAUCAAAACAAAUGUUUGUCAAAACACUUCUACUGUAUUUGAGAAUACCUGCUUGCCUUCGUCCUUGAUCUGAAUCUUAGAGAGUCAGUUGCUGGUUUAUUGGAGUAAAUGGUAGCUUAAGUUAUUUGUUGUCAAAUUCUAAGUCCUGACUUGGAAAGCACUUCUUAGCUGACGGAGCCGCACUUUUGUGCCGUCUCCGAUAUAAAUCUGCCCCUUAAAUAAACUUUCUGCAGAAACACAAUGAACUCGCUUACUAACAAAGUGUGGAAGGAAAGGAAAGUAGUAAUAUAUGAGUUAGAAUCUCAAAUCUGGGAGCACCAGGCCAGUAAGAAGACUGUGUGAAGUUGGGCCUUCUUAAAAACUGUUAAAUGAGAAAUGCCAUGUGCUGGGUUUGAAAACUCCCAAUAUAGGAUACUUGACUGAAUCAUUGUUCCUCAUUGCACUUUAUAUCAUUCAUUUUCCAGCUUGGUAGUAGAGCAUCUACUUCCCAUCCAGAAGGUACUAGGUUCAGUCUCCAGCACCCACUCCUCUGUGUGAAAAGGGCUAACUGCUUUAGUAGGACAGUUAAGAUAUUUGAUGACAGCUCUUUGAUAUGGGCAAUCCGGUGAGUUAAAUACAGUGGUACCUCGGGUUACAUACGCUUCAGGUUACAGACUCCGCUAACCCAGAAAUGGGUUCUGGAUGAGAACAGAAAUUGUGCUCCGGUGGCGUGGCAGCAUCAGGAGGCCCCAUUAGCUAAAGUGGUGCUUCAGGUUAAGAACAGUUUCAGGUUAAGAACGGACUUCCGGAACGAAUUAAGUACUUAACCCGAGGGACCACUGUAAUGGUAAAAGGAUUUCUCACUCACAUAUACCACUUGGAUGCAUGCAUGUGAAAUACUCUUUAUGUGUGUGGGUUUUAUAUGCAUUAGUACAGGGGUGAGGAAUUAUUCUCAACUAAUUAAUUCCAUGUAAACAUGUGUGAGCUUUUUUUACGUGCUGGGAAAGCAAUUUCAAUACUCAUUGAAUUUGCCCAGACAGAGAUCCAUAUGCUCUCUGAAGCUCAUGCAUCCAGCUUUAGAAAAAUCUGUAGAGUGAAGAUGCAGAACUGUGGAUUAUUUGCACUUUUUAGUGACCCACAACUUCUGAAUGCACAAAUAGGUUCUGAGGAACACUUCUUCCUUCUUUAAAAAAACUUGACUUGAGGAAGUUGUAGUGAUAAAUUGAAAUGAUGUACAGUAUUGUUGAUCACACAGACACUUCAUUUCCCUGACUUUAAAAGCUGAAUAUGUGAAUUUGAGCUGUGGAGUUACUUAGUCUGUUUUCUGUGGCACAAGUUUCUCAAAGCUGAUCGUACCUCCAGAAGUACCCCCUUCAAUUUAGGCCACACAAAUGGCCUGUAUUGAAUCGCUGAGACCUUUGCCCAUUUAUUUAUUUGCCUUACAUUCAUAUCCUGACUUUCUUCUGUCAUGGAAGCAAAGGCAGUGUCUAUGUAGGUUGGCUGUAUAUAUGUAUUUCCCCUUUGAGAACCUUUAAAUGCUAUGAGAGGGAAAUUGAAGCACAUGUUCAUCAUGAAGGACCAUAGCUCAGUGGAGGGACAUCUGUUUUGCAUGUAAAGAGACCCAAGUUCAAUCUCUGGCAUUUCCAGGUAGGGCUGGAAAAGAUCCCUGAUGGAAACCCUAGAGAGCCACUGCCAAUCAGUGUAGGCAGUACAGAGCUUGAUGGACCAAUGGCAGUGUCCUAUGUUCCUAUGCUCACAUUCUUCUCCAUCUUGUAGGUGAAAACUUUCCUAAAGGCAAGCCAGUAAUUUUUUUAGUGUCUGCAUGAGAGAGAUUGUGUGCAUAUGUGUGUCCUUUUGCACAUGCAUCUCACAGAUCCUGAAAUAACUUCUGUUUUGUCCUAAUGCUUCCUGCUUUGUUGCAGUUAACUGAAAGCAUAGAGCACCACUCAAGAGAUUAAUUUUUCUGUUGCAGUUGAAUUUCACAGCCUUGACUCCCUUUCUGGUUGGCUGGCAUUGUGUUUCCUUGUUGUUGUUAAAUAUUCCGCAUUCACAAGUGCUGUGAGAAGUUAAACACAGCAAUAUUUCAAUUCAAUUGAACCAUUCUAAGAAUCGAAAGAUACUCCUGCAAUUCUGACUUGUUUGGGAGUGGCUCCCCAGUCUUGACUGAAGGGAAAUAAUGAGUAGUGCUGUUUACCAUUGUGCCAGGAGUGCUUUUGACUGACUAAUCAGCAGAACAGAAUAGCCUGCCUAGAGGAACUUGGCAGUUACUUUCCAUCUUGCCAUUCUGCAGGGUGAUCAAAACACUUCCGUGGCUGUUUUGCCAGGUAAAUCUAGAGGCACACCUAGUGAUCUGGGAGAUGCAGUGUGGGGAGGGUAGAAGGGAGGAGCUUUUACAGUGGUACCUCAGGUUAAGAACUUAGAUCGUUUUGGAGGUCCGUUCUUAACCUGAAACUGUUCUUAACCUGAAGCACCACUUUAGCUAAUGGGGCUUCCUGCUGCCGCUGCGCCGCUACUGCGCCAUUUCUGUUCUCAUCCUCAAGCAAAGUUCUUAACUCGAGGUACUAUUUCUGGGUUAGCGGAGUCUGUAACCUGAAGCGUCUGUAACCCGAGGUACCACUGUAUAGCCAUAGCUCACCUUCCUUCUUUCAUGUAACCCAAAGCAGUAGCCACCCAUCCAGGUAGAUGUGCUUAGCUUUAGAAAGGUGAUGGGUGAGGCACCUGCAGUCUGUUGUGGGGAAACUGCUGCUUAUGUACAUAUUAAAACUAAAACAAGUCUUCUCCAAGAUCAAACAUGGCUUGUGCCUCUUUCUCACACAUCUCCACGCCAUCCCUGCUUUUGUGUGUGCCUCUAGGCACGUUAAGAUGUUGGCUGACUGGGUCUCACCAGCACUACGCUUUGCAGCAUUCCCAGCCACUUUGUAAACAAGGUGGUUGGUUGUUUUGGUUUUUAAAAAAUAAGUGUUAUAAAAGUGGGGAUAAGCAGGAGGUCCAGGGCCCAGGAAAGACCCAACUCCACUUUGGCAUCCAUCAAUAGCACCCCUGCUCUUCACAAAUCCAGAACUUACCCAUGUUUUUAAAAAGCAAACACCUCCCUGCACAUAGGGCACUACCAUGGGAGGGAGAAAUCUGGACUAGAGGACCCGCCUCCCUGACUUGCUAGUUCCAGGUUUGUUUUAUUCUAACAUCCCCACCUCCCAGUCAGUCUGAAGUGGCUCAGCAAUCUUUCAGAAGCUUUGCCUUGUGUGUCUGCUGAUUCGUGUAGCUCUACUUUUAGGUUCUUAGCUAUAAAGCUUGCAUUUCUUCCCGCUAUCCAGCUAUCCCACUUUCCUCUUGAAAACUGUUGUACAGACAUACCUUGGAAGUCGAACGGAAUCCAUUCUGGAAGUCCGACUUCCAAAAUGUUCGACUUUUAAGGUGCGGCUUCCGAUUGGCUGCAGGAGUGUCCUGCAGCCAAUCAGAAGCUGCGCCAGACGUUCAACUUCUGAAAAUAAUUUGAAAACCGGAACAAUCACUUCUGGUUUUCGAUUGUUUGGGAGCCAAAACAUUCAAGUUUAUAGGCAUUCGGCUUCCGAGGUUCCACUGUACUAUGAAUGAUCAGCUAAAAUUGUAUUGCAGGAACAUAAGACACUGCCUUGUACUGAGUCAGGCUAUUGAUUCACCUAGCUUGGCAUUGUCUACACUGACUGGUAGCGACUCUUCAGGGUUUCAGAAUUUGGUCUUUCCCAGCUGUUCCUGGAUAUGCUAGAGGCUGAACCUAAGACCUUUUGCACAGGAAGCAUUGAGUUAUGGUCUUCUCACUGUGCUCCAACCUCUGUUAAGCAACACACACACACACACACACACACACACACCCACCCCAACAGGAGUUAAGAAAGGAAACAAGAGUCAAGUUUCUCGAACAUUUAUUCCAAAGAUCCAGCGCAUACCACGACUCAUAUUCUGCCUGUAAUAAAACCUUUUCCCCACAAUAGUGUCUGCCAGCUGCAUCAAUUUUCGCCCCCUGAAAUAAAUUUAAAAUAUGUGGUCCCACUUAUGUUUGUCCCUUUUUCCGCUUAGUAAUGUUUCCAGUUCAGGAUUGGUGGUCCUCCCUGAAGUGAACCCUCCCACCCCACAUUGAAGAGGACAAAGUUGAAUAUAGAAGCAAUAAAUCCCCUACUGCUGUUACACUCAGGGUAGCUCCUGAGUGUUGGCCACAUUGAGCACCGGUUGUAGACUUAGGUUCAUUGAAUGUGUUGGCUCAAGGCCUGGUUGGCUGAAAGCAGUGAGAAUUUGGCCACAGACCUAGCAAAGUUUCACCCUUGACAUGUAAUCUCGUGUCAUGUGAAGCCAAAUGAUCCACUGUAACACAAGAGAGUAGCUGCUUUCCUGUAAUAGCAGGGCUUCUGCUAUUGGAAGGGUUGAAGCAGUGGUUAUGACUCUAGCAACAUCUGAGGGGGCCAUAGGUUCUACAUCCCUUGCUUUAGAACAACGGAGGGUAAUAACAUUUCAUAAAGGCUUUAAUAGUAUAGUGGAGGUGAUGGGGACCAGCAACCAGAUAUUGUGGAUGAACCAGAUUUGGGUAGUUUGCCUGAGAUGUGCACAGUUCGCUUGAGGGCGUUCCAUUUGUUGGUCAGGUGGUGUUGGUGGGACAGAGUUGGGUAGCGCCAUGUGACACCCGACUGCUUUGCCUCGUUGUAGGGAGAGGGACAGAAGAAACAAGGAGCUCUGGUCGAUUUUUAUUUUAAGACUUAGGUGAGUAUUAUGAAAGACUAAAAGUCUACCCUUUAGGAAUCUGGAUCCAGACCAUUGCGUGCUUCCCAUGGCUAUCUUAGAGAUCACUUUAGCCUCAUAAGGCUUAUCUCAUAAAACUUAACUCUUCCAGGCAUUUGAUGGUUUAUGAUGAUUUUGCUGGUGCUGUUAUUUUGCUGCUGUUUUACCUUUGUCUUCUAUGGAUUUCUGUAUGAUUUUUAUGGUUGUAAUGGAUUGUUCUCCCCCACCCAUCCACCCCGUUUUACGCUUCUAUUCAUUCAUCCAAUUUAUUUGCUGCUUGCUGCAUGUAGUGAUUGUGAUUACAACACUUCUGUAUGGCAGUAACCAGAAUGAAGUGACAGGCUCUUGUAGGAAAACAAACCUAAAUAGAAAUCGCAUUUCUGUUAGUCCCUACCGCAAAGUAAAAUUUCUACAUUCCUCUCCAACUUGUUUUGAGGUUUCUUUUUCAAUUGCCUUAGUCCUGUAACCCAAAUUGCUGAUGUAAUGGAUUGUCUUUGUUUGCCAGAUGUGACACACUUACAAGUAUAGAUGAGCUUUAAAACAGUUGGAUGUGUGGGAGGGGAAAUCCCAGCCAUAAACUAAUGUGGUUAACUGUUUGGGACAGCCAGGCAAUGAUUUAUGGUAGAAGCCAACUUAGACAGCAUUGCAUGAUGUCAUUUGUUUUGCUGAUGUUGUUAGUCUUUCCUUUUUAAUUUCUGUAAAAUCAAACAGGUUGCAGAGUUUGAAGUACUAAUGGAGGGGGGGGAGUAGGAGGUUACUAUUUUUCUUACAUUUCUCCAUGUAAAUUGAUAGCAUAUUAGCCUUAUGCUGUAGAAGCAGGCGAGACAUUUUCGCUUUAAAGUAGGCCUCUAAUUGUAAAGUGUGGGUAUAUGUAUUGCUGACUUUUGUUUUCAGGAAUGUAGCAUAAAAUGAGAUUAAACAACUCCCUAAUACAUUCCAGGAAUUCUAUGUGCAGUGAUGGCAGCGUGGCAAUGAAGAGAUUUACAUCACUUUUUUUUUUUUAUUAGAUGGCUUCACUACUCGCAAGUAAUUAGGAGUGCCUCCUCCACAGUUCUACAUUGAGUAAUACAGCACCUUCAUAGGUGGUAUUUUUUAAAAAAUGCAUUUCCUUCAGUCACAUUCAGUACAUAGGUGUACAGGUCAUGUUCCAGAUGCCAGCUACUCAUAUCAGUGAAGAAAUUUAGCUCAGUUGAUGCUUUUGUUGUGCCUGAGGUAUAUGUGUAGAAAGCGGAAAGGCCACUCAUAUGAAAAUUUCAGGCUGUUGUAAUGUGCAUCAAACAUAUUUUAGAAUUGCUUCAUCCAGGCAAGAAUUAUAGCUACAGAUUAUUAUUUUUUUGCAUCAAAUGUUGUUGGUGCUUCUUGCACUGUGGCUCCAGUGGGGGCGUCUGCAAAUGUAGCGGUGAUUAACUUUUCUUUCUUUCUCAGGGGCUGUAUUCACUCUUGACCAACGCCCCAUGGGCCUUCUUUCAGUGGUGGGUGAAACUCCACACUCUUGUACGCGUGUGUGUGUGCGCACACACACACACACACACACACACAGGACCUCCUCAUCUGAUUGGUGUAGAUCAGUUGAACUUGCUGCUCCCUCUCUGCUCAUGUAAUUGAUCUAAUGGCCUGAGUUUGGUUUCUGACAAAAAUUAAGUUACUGCCUACCAUGGGCAUAGCCAGGUUUUUUUUUGGGGGGCAGGACUUUUGUCAGAACUAGUGUGAUUGGUCAGCUAAGUAUUUCUAUUGAUUUACUUGAUGGGGGGGAGCUGCCCCUCCCUGCCCCCCCUUGGCUACACCCAUGCUGCCUGCUAUGGCAAAAUAUUGCAGAAUCCAUUACAUAGUCCUUUGCGUUAUUGUUGUAUUGUUCCACAACAUUCAUUUCAGUGCAAAGGAAACGCAUUGCAAAUCCUGGAGGGAUUACUGUUGAUAAUUGUAUAUCAUUAUACUUCAUCUGUGGACUGAAAACACCAAGAAUUGCUGUUUCAGCCAUGGGACAAAUAAGUAAAUAUCAGCAAUUUCUGGUCUUGUUUCCAUUGAAAUUCUCCGACAUCCCUACCUGAUUUGCGUGCCUAUCAGGGUUCUCUGCUGUGCCCACUGUGUAGCUUUUUUUGUUUUUACCACCAUGAAAAUCAGUCGGGUGUUGGGGGGAGGGAGCAGAAAAACGUACUUUGGAGCCUGCAUUAGGCCCCUGAAUUAAGAGUUAGCUAAUGGAAACAAAGGGACGCGGGUGGCGCUGUGGGUUAAACCACAGAGCCCAGGACUUGCCCAUCAGAUGGUCGGCGGUUCGAAUCCCCGCGACGGGUGAGCUCCUGUUGCUCGGUCCCUGCUCCUGCCAACCUAGCAGUUCGAAAGCACAAAGUGCAAAUAGAUAAAUAGGUACCACUCCGGUGGGAAGGUAAACGGCGUUUCCGUGCGCUGCUCUGGUUCGCCAGAAGCGGCUUAGUCAUGCCGGCCACACGACCCGGAAGCUGUACACCGGCUCCCUCGGCCAAUAAAGCGAGAUGAGCGCCGCAACCCCAGAGUCGACUACGACUGGACCUAAUGGUCAGCGGUCCCUUUACCUUUAAUGGAAACAAAAGGAAGGGAUUGUCUCCUGGAACAGAUUUCGGGGGGGGGGUUGCUGGGGAGUGCAGCGGGGAAUCAGCAAACUAUUGCUUCCUUUCUUCUUCUGAAAGUGGAUUUCUAUACUGAAUCAAAGUUCCUUCUGCUCCUAGAAGGGUACCAAUUGGAUCAGCUACCUCCUUCUGAGUUGUCUAAAUGGGCAAUAAAAGGCUUGUAGGUGGGGAAACCUGCUACUUUGCUGUAAACUAAAUACAUGGCAACAUUUUGCCAUUCUUGUUUUAUCUUAUGCUUGUGUUUGGUCUUCGCUUGCAAUAGAUAGAGAAUGUGGACAGAAUGACACAUUCUGGAAACAACUAAAAUAGCAACAAAUGUAUAUGGUGGCAUUCAACUACAUAAUUGUGCUGGUGCAAGGAUUACCAGUAACGCAGUGGGACUUUCCCCCAUCUCCUCCUGCUGCACGUGUCCCAUGCCAUCUCCAAAUCUGCUCCAGAGUGUUGGGGGAACCCUAGAACAGAUCUACAGGUGGUGGGGAGAUAUCAUUCCUAUUUGCCUUUGUCCUAUGCUGAAUACAACCCAUUAAUAUGCACAAUUGCCACUGAUCAUAACUGUUGAUAAGUAUUUCUUAGAACAAUACUCUGCCAAGGAAGAGAUUGCAGGCAUUGGAAUGGGUGGAUACUUUUAAGUGCACUGUUUUGUUUCUGUUACGUUCCAACACCUUAAUUAAAAGUGACAAAGAAUCUUGUGGCAGCCUAAAGUCUGCCAUUCAUUUUGCCGUAAGCUUUCUUCAACUACAAUCCCAUUUCAUCAAAACUCUGAAGUGUUUCCCUCAGGGAAAAGGGAACAAACGGGUCUGAUUCAAAGCCUGUAAUCACUUGCUUUGGCAGCAUAUUAUUAAAGGUGCACCUGUAGCAAGAAAUACCUGUACUUAUUGACAGUUAUGACUUGCACCCAUUCAUUCAGUUUGCUCCAACGGAAGCCCCUUUUAAGGCGUUAAGAGGCAAGACUGUGAGAAAUGCCGUCUUUAAAAGUUUCCAUCCAUUUCUGAUAAUUCAUUUACAGCAGGAAUAGGGAACCUGUAGCCUUUCAGAUGUUGGGCUGUAACUCUCAUCAUUCCUGACAAUUGGCUGGGCUGGGCUGGGACUGAUGAAGUAUCAAAUAUCCAAUCUACUUUUAUCAAAGGUGAAAAAACCUAAUCUAAAUAAAAGCACAAACCAAAAGAAAGGGAAUAAAAAAGGGGGGGAGGAAAGAAGAAAAGGAGGGAGAGGAAAAAAGGGGGGAAGAACUUCUGGUGCUUUGAUUGUCAUCUAUAUAUCAAAAAAUGUUUGAAACAUCCACUUUGAGAUAACACCCAAAAUCCCACUUUCUAAAAAGAAAUAUUUUCUUCAAUCCUCAAACCCAGAUAUCAUGUCCAUUUUCUUUUUCACACACAAAGUCUAUAAGGAGUUUCCAGUCUUUAGUAAAUAAGGGUUGCUGGAUGUUUUGUCCAGCAACAUUUGGAAGGCUCCAGUUUCCCAGCCCCAAUUUAUAGUCUGGUCCAAGGAUGUUUGAUGAGAAGUAGGUUCCGCUCUGAUGAAUGACAUUUAUUCCCAAGUAAGGAGACAUAGGAUUACAACCUUUAUUCCACAGAUAUUUCAGCUAGAUGAUUUGCUGUUUGUAGCAAAAUAUAGAAAAAAAGCCUAUGCCUAUGCAAUUAGUUUCAUUUUCCAAAAACAGCCUAGUGAAACUGGCUUGUUAGAUUUCACUUCUUUUUUCUGUGUACAUACAAAAAGUUAUUCUGGAAGGUGGCAUUGGACGCCACAAAACAAGCAGUGGUCAAGGAAGCAGAAUUGAAGUGUUUCCUUCUUAUUUCAUGCGUCUCAUCAUGAGGGAGACAGGUGAGUCUCUAUUCAUUAUGUAGGAAGCGCUUGGUGUUAAGAACAACCCACAGUGAAACUAAGGAACUGUAAAUUUCAUGUUGGCUUUUAUUUCCCACUACCACAAUUCAACUGCAGUGCUAUUUUAAUAUCACCGUGCAUCCUUAGCAUAAGAUUUUCAUUCUGUAGAACUUGUUUGUGACCUGUCUAAAUUGGCUUAUCAUGUUGAGCCCAAAUAUCAUUUAAUAAUCAGGCAAUUAUCUGAAACUUAUCAAAGUAAAUGGAAGGGUCGUGUUCAGUUUGUUUCUGAUCAAGUUAAAGUUAGGAUAAAGUGUUAUGAAAUUAUCUUUGCAGAGUAAUUCUAAGUUUUCAGUUUCAUCGCAUGUUUGUAUUUAAAGUAGAAAUCUGUAUAGAGAGGGUUAGAGGGUUAGAGGGUUGAACAAGUGUUACCUUAAAAGAACAAGCCAAAUCUAUAUAUACAUAAUUGAGGAAGCCAAUUUGUUGGGAAUCUCAUAUGAGAUACACACGCAGUGGCAGUCUCUCCCGGUAGUAGUCACCACAUGGAAUCAGCUUAAGGCCCAAAUAGUUUACUGUUGCAGAAGAUAACUAAAUCAAUUAUUGUAUGUACAGCUUGUAGGCUUUUGCAGAUACAGAUAUACAGUGGUACCUCUGGAUGCAAAACGGGAUCUGUUCCGGAGCCGCGUUCACAUCCUGAAGCGAACGCAACCCGCACCUGUGCGUGCGCGGGUCGCGAUUUGCCGCUUCCGCGCAUGCAUGUGACGUCAUUUUGAGCGUCUGCGCAUGUGCGAGCAGCGAAACCCGGAAAUAACGCGCUCCGUUACUUCCCGGUCACUGCGGAGCGCAACCCGAAAACGCUCAGCCUGAAGCAUAUUCAACCUGAGGUAUGACUGUAUACAGAAAAUAGAAGUACAAAGUAUCUCUGUUGCUCCAAAUAAUCUCCAGCAAUUCAAGAUGUAACCCUGAACAAGUAACACCAACAGACUGACAAUUUACAUACUAACUGACAGACUACUGAGCUACUGCAUGCCAGCCCAGUAGUCUGUCAGUUAGUAUAUGAGCAGGUAUCAUAGAUAUAGUCGUGGCACUGGGCAGUUACUGUAGCAACUGGCUUGGCUGACCUUGCACCUGUGAUUAGCUCAUCCAUAGGGUGACUCACACCAAUGACGGAAAUUGACCGCUUCUUAUGUCCGCUUACUCCAGCACAAUUAUCUGAAGUUUGUGAUGGAAGCCGAUCUCAUAAAAUGAGUCCUUUUAUGCAAAGCUCUCUACAGGAAGCAGAUUUAAUGCACUGCAGGGUUUUGUUUAAACUGCCUCAGUAAACUCAGUAAAUUUCUCUUCUAAAAGUUAAACUGGUUAGUAACCAACACACCUGUUCUUCUAGUGCAAAGGAUGUCUGCUUAAUGGAACAGAACCGCCACCCCUUCUCUGCCCGCCUGCAGCCCACUGUGAACCCUCAGAAUCAGCUCUGGAGGGUUGGGGAAGAGGAAGGUGAAGUCAUGUUGUGCAGGCAGAAGUCUGUUGCACUCAGACCCCUGAGCAGUGCUUGUAACAACUUUCUUUACCCUUCUAUCAUAGUGCAUUUUCUUCUCACUUGUCCCUCUAAACCUCUCAUUUUUCAUUUGACUACAAGGUCUCAUAUCCACAACAAUCAACAAUGUGGAAAAAGAGAGAGAGAGCGUGCAUGCAUACAUACAUAUAUCUGACAUAAAGGUUAUUUAUUGAUUUCUUAUUUUUGGCAUUUAUUUACUGCCCAGUCAAUCCCACCCCCUGGGCUGCUCAUAUUUUAAAUAUAUAUAAAUUAGGCUGCCAGUUAUCCACAGAGGGUUCAUACUGAUCAGCACCUGCAGAAGAGAAAAGCCCCUCUAGGGCCUGCCUUUGCCAUUGAACAUGUGUUUCUUUAAGUAUGCCAGUGUUUUCUAAAAGCUUGCCAGAUUUUCUGUGAACACAGCCAUCUUAUCAGCACCAUGAAGGCCCUGCUUCCUUUCUGGGCCAAGACAUUAAUUUAUCAUGUUUUUCUUCACAUUUAUAAAGAUAGGUUCAUAAAUAUUUAUAAAGGAGGCUGUUUUCCUCUUUCUUUAAGACCUUGAUAACUCCUGGGACUUGGCUGGUGACAGAAGGAAGUCAUGUUGAAUUCAGUACUUUGGGGACCUUAGCAAGUUUCCAGGAAGCAUAUAUUAAAUAUUGCCAGUAAUGUACUCUUUUAGGAAAUCUAGUAGCAAACCAUUACAAUGCAGCAGGUUUUAUUUGUACUUAUGGGCCACCUUUUCAUCAUAGAACCCAAGGUUUGCAUACAUGUGGCUCUCAGAUAGCCACCCAACCAGGUAUGACCAAAUUCAUACCUGCUUAACUUCAGCAAGGUGGCCACAUUCUGUGCCUUCAGAUCACACUCUGGAGCAGUGGGUGUCUCCACUUAGCCACAAAGUCCACUGGGUGACCUUGGGCCAGUCACUGUCUCUCAACCUACCCAACAUCAAAGGGUUGUUAGGAAGAUAAAUGGGACAUGAGGAAAGCCAUGGUAUGCUGUCUGGAGCCUGGAGGAAAGUGGGGAUAUAAAUGAAAUAAGUACAUAAGAAUCAAGGGGGGGUAUCCAGUGCUCUUACACUUGUGCAAUAGAACUCCCCCCUUUUACUCUCCCUGUCCCCACACCCUUGUGCACCCUACACUCUCCCAUAAUUUCCUCUGAAAGGUUGGGAGAAAUUCCCAGAACAGAUUUAGGGGGUGCAUGCAAGGGGCGGGGAAGUUCUGUUGCACAAGCAUAGAUCCUUAGGCUAGAAGAAUGAGUGACUUAGCGCUACUUUGGAUAGAAGCCUAAAUAAUUGGCAUAUGACUCUUCAGCUUUUGAGUUGUAGAACACAAUAGAAAAAUUCCUAACCAUUGUGGAAAUAAGUUGCUGGAAAUCUAAGAUAAUUGUGCAAGGAUGGGAUUUCGCUCACAUAUAAUUACUGCUUUUAUUUCAGGUCUUUCUGGCUUUGCUUCAUUAUUCUGUUUUGUCCUAGGGCACCGUGAACCCUUUUCAGGGUGGAGUAGUAUUUCAGAUAAACACUUUGUCCCAUGUUUUCCGUGAUAGCAUUUUUUAAAAAAAAUCACAUGUCUCUCUUUGUUUAUAAUACUUACUUUAAAUCAAAAGUUGUUCUGAUGCACAAUUAAUUAAAGCAAAACUUCGUGCUGUAAAACAUAGUAUAUUUCCGUACUUUAUAAAACAGAUGAAAAGCAAAAUUAACAGUUCUCAUUAAAGUACAUUUACAAAGUAGGGAGUGAUGCCAGCUAAUUAAGAAGUUUUAAAUAGUGAUUUGGGGGUUGUUCCAAAGGCUUCCCAGGAAAGGCAAAUUCCAAUUAUCCACAGCAACUGAAUCAGGUGAGCCUGGCGGCGGUGGUUUAAGGGAAAUAGUGGGCAGACAACAACCGGUUAGCUCCUCAACCGGUCACUAGUACUUGCCUAAGAUGCUGGAUCAGUACAGGUGGCUAACAUUUUAGACACGUCCACACACGGGUCAUUUUGGACCUGGAAGAGGAUGGAAUGGGGGCGGGCUGAGGCACGCUCCAGUGAAACAUGGAGGCCGGGAACAGAACCCCACACACUAAAUGGUCACUGCCUGUAUAGUUUGCAGGAACUUCUGUGAUGCCCAGGAUCCCUCCCCUAGAAUACCCACCUAGCCACCUUUUCGUUGGUCUUUCUUUCACCAUUAGCUGACGAGAGUUUUUGAUCUGGCAGGACUUUGGCCUGUCCUUCGUUUGAUUCUUUCUCUCUGUCUGGAUGAUGUAGGGUUUUGUCCUGCCGGUUUUUAUUGCUGCUGUGACGUCUUAAAUUGUUUUAUUUUGGAUUUUUGUUAAUCAUCUGCUGUCCUGAGCACUUUAGAGUGACAGGUUGAAGUGGAAAUUUCAUAAUAAACAUAACUAGUCAUAUCAAACCCAAGGUUAUCUGCUCCAGGAAGUUCAUAUAGGUGUAGGGGAAUAAGCCAGAUCCCUGUGGCACUCACCAUAAAUCUCAGCGGCAGAAGUAAAAUUGUCCCAAAUAAAAUUGCCCACUGGGAAUGCCUGGAAAGGAAGGGGGGCAGUUAGUAAACCCUGAGAGCGACCCAACAUAAUGUUGGGUCAUUUGGCUGACAAAAUCUAGUGUAAAUGUUUCAUAUUUAAGCUUAUUAUGAGCACAUAACUUUUGUGGUUUUGUUGUGGCCUCUAGUGGUUUGCCCUCAGUAUUACAAGAAGUAAUAGUUUAGAUAACAGCCUUUUACUUUGAAGCGUAUGGAUUUCAUAUGUGUGGUUUGUGAAAGGCAAACAAUACAGUACAAAAAAAUUUGAAUGUAUGUAUAUUAUUAUAUCUUCUAUAAACAAAAGUUGCUUGAAUGAUUACAUUAAUACUAUGGGGAGACUAUAGCUCCUGGGGAUAUUCAGUAGACAAGCCAGGAGAAAUUUUCCUUAAGUGUAGAAAAACAGAUUUUGUAAAUCUUUUUUUAAAUUAAAAAAAACCUCAUUUAAAAUAAAAAAAUAUCAUUUGGCUUUUGUGUAUGAAAAGUCAGAUUUUAAAAAAAAAUUUUUUUUAAAAAGAUACAAUGUUAGUAGACUAUAAUUUUUUUUUAGAGGUAGGCAAUAGGAAUAAUGGAAGGGUCCAGGGAUCUGGGGCUUCACAGUGGCCUAGAUGAGCUUCUGUAGGUGUGAGCAGCAAAUAAUGACACAAUGUCUACCUGUAUCCAGUAUAAAAAGCUACAAAUGGAGUCGCUACAUAGCAUAACAAACCCUCAGGGGUCUUGUUAAAUAUAUUGAUCUUUUCAGCUUUUCAUGUUUUAUAAGUAUUUCUAGCUGCCAUAUUUAGGGGAAGUGGUAGAAUAUGUGUCAACUGCUUUCCUUUCUCCCCAUUCUUCUGCAUGUACAUCUUUUUUCUUUUUCUUUUUUGCUUAUGCAUCUCGAUGGGUGAAAGCCAAAGCUGACAUUCUUCUUACAGAAUGGCUUUUCAUCCAGUGGAGGUGUCUGCUAAUGCAAAAGAAUGGGAGAUGUUUGUUCACAAAUUCCCCCCAUCCCCAAAAACCUGUUCCAGAGGAUUAGAUGGUGAUGGAAGGAACCACCAGGGAAAGGGUGAAUCGGAGAAAAUCACUUCCCUCGCAUUAGCAAACACCAUUGCUGCAUCAAAAGCACAAAUGUAUGCCACAGGGGUAAUGACAUUUUCAGGAUCUUCUAAUACCUUUUCUUUCCUUUUAACAGGUAGCAGUUGCUGCUGAAUGUAAGUACCACCCUUAUUAUCUGUUCAGAUUUCAAUUCUGUCCCUGAUAGAGGGGUCACAGCUCUGUAAAUGCUGUUUGAAACCUUUCACCUCUGUACCUGUUCCCAGGCCAGAAAGCACCCCUGGAGUUGUUAACUUGUUACUUGAAUUUUAUAGCUUUUCACAUUAUCCGGUUUAUGAAUAUUAAAUGGUAUGUUGAUAGGCUUGCUUCCCUUCAGAUUGAUUAUUCCACUUCUGUAGAUGUGCUUGGUUUGUACCAAUGCAACAGCUUCUACACUUCGUAGUUUCUCUCUUGUAGAAAACCUAACUCUUUUCUGUUGCUAUGAACAGAAAGUCACUGAGAAUGCUGCAUAUUGGGCUCAUCCAAGGCCCUACCCCCUUUUUUGUGCCAUUGCCAUACAAAUAUCCUGGCAUUAGAUCAGUUCUGCAUACAAUCUGGUCUCUUGUUGACUCUUCAUCUGCAGAAGCACCUCUUCCCACCCCACACUGCUCACCAGUUUCAUACUGUCCAGAGCUCAUAUAACAGACAGAGAGUGUUUCCCCAUACUUCAUAACAAAUAUUUCAUUUAGCAGUGGAAAAAACCUCUAGUUAAGCAAAAGCAUUUCGUUGUUGGCUCUUUUUUCCUUCUGCAUAGGUGGUAAUGAAUGUGGAUCUGUAAAUGUAACCGUAUCAGAAACAGAAAUACAUAUCCAGCCACCUGACAACCAUACAAUAAGUAAUGUAACUUUUGCAAAUGGAACACGUGCUGGAGUGCAAACAUCGAAUACGACGGUAUCUGGACUUCAACCUGGCACGCAGUACGAAGUGACUUUUGAGAUUUCUGCUGAAAAACUAUGCUGCAAAAUCAUUACAACAAGUAAGUAAUGGGCUGGAAGAGAUGUUUACGGAUCUGAGAUGGCAUCGGAGGCAGUUCUUACAUUUAAAAUAGAGAGAAGAUUGCUUGGAUUUCUCACACGUGUGCGAUUCUGCUACUAGUAGCUGAUUCUAGUAAGACCAGGCGCUGCUACUGACUAAUGGAACGGAACUGUUCAUUCUAAUGCAAAGCACAACUGAAGUCUAUAGCCUCUAGCAGCAGCCAGCCAUCUGAUCAAUAGUGCAAAUGACAGCCAGGGUUCUUCUUCCCAUGCUUAGCCUUGGAAAGCAAAUGGCUCCUCCUACAAUUAUUAGCACUUCAGGCUCCAUUGUGUGCACUUUGCCUCACUCAGGAAGUUUUCCUGCUGAGCUGUACAGGUUUUCCUUUCGAGUCAUGUUUGUUCCUGCAAGCAAAUAAGUCCAAAUGUAAGCCUCCUUAAUUUGGUCCACAUUUGGAAAUUUGGGGGGGGGGGGUUCUGUGUAGUGCUUUGAAACAGUAAUAUUCUUUAAAUAAAAAUAGUUGGUUUUAAAUUCAAAGAGAGUACUCAUUUUGUUUCCCUGUUUCAUGUGGCUAUUUUUUUUUUCCAAAAAAAAUAAUGUCGCUGAAGGCUUUUUGAGGUAAUGGAACUAUACAAAGUCCAGAGCUGCCAAGUAAGAGCCUUAAAUAAUUAACUGAUGAGUAUAGUAAUUGAGUUCUACAGAAAAGAGGUUUGGUUUAAAGACACUCAGGAGCAAUGUUAAGAAUUAAAAAUGUAUGAAUAGCUUUGCUGUCCUUCAAAUCUGACAUAUGGGAUCGGGAUUUCCUUUGCCACAGAAUGUUUGUCAGUACUGUAUGAAUCCGAACCUUUUCCUCCUGACACAAUUGUCUUAGAUGUGUGUUGAGACUACACAGCUUUGCCUGGUCAGCUGCUGUGUACAUGAAGCAUUUCUAAAAUCACUGCUUAGAAACUGGAUUCACCCUUGGGUUGAGUAGCCAACAUUUGUCUUUCUGGACCUUGCUGCCACAUUUCACAAUGUAGUGUUGGUACCCAAAUGUAUAAUGACCACCAGCCCCUUCUCAGCAUACACAGCUAGACUGCUUCAUGUUAUGUGCAGUUUUUCUUCUGGACAGACAAGUUGAUUGCCAUGUCUUCAAUGCAACCAUGAAAGCACAUGCCACUGUCUUUGAAAUCAGUUGUGUCCAAGCCUUUGUAGACAAGAACUUCCAAACAUUAUAGACUUCCCCUUAUGAGGGCUCAUACCUCAAUACACUUGCUCACCUUUAAGGAACUCCUCUGGUGUCCUUGCUACAAUUGUCUAGAAUGAAGGCCAUCGUGGAAUUACCGUAUUUUUCGCUCUAUAAGACGCACCAGAUCAUAAGACGCACCUAGUUUUUGGAGGAGGAAAACUGGAAAAAAGAAUUCUGAAUCUCAGAAGCCAGAACAACAAGAGGGAUCGCUGCGCAGUGGAAGCAGCAAUCCCUCUUGCUGUUCUGGCUCUUGGGAUAGCUGUGCAGCCUGCAUUCGCUCCAUAAGACGCACACACAUUUCCCCUUACUUUUUAGGAGGGAAAAAGUGAGCCUUAUAGAGCAAAAAAUACGGUAAUCUCAACUGUGCCUGUUUCUGAAGAGUGACUUUCCCAUUAUGAGAACCUAUAUGAAUCCAUCUUGAGGUACCUCCAAGAUGUGGCAUUCACCUGAUCGUUGGUCAUAUUGUAGCUUGUGCCUUUCCUCGCAUGGGUCGAUUUUGAACUGUGUGGGCAGAAAUGGCUCACCUGAUGCUGUACUCCAUCAGGCCAGCUACUUUAGUCUUCAGGUUGUGCACUUGUCCCCACAGAGACUGCACUAGACACACAACCACAGCAUCUGUCCAGCAGCCGUUGGAUAUGCUAAGUCAAAUUUUGUGCAGCUCAGCUCUUCCUUCACACUCCUGUUAGACUUUUUCUGCACUUCCUGUUUCUUUUUAACUUUAAAGAGUUUUUGAUUAAGCCAGGGAUUGGGAACCUGUUGCCUUCCAGAUGUUGUUGGACCCCCCAACUCCAUCAUCUCUAGCCAUUGGCAGUGCUGGCUAGAGCUUGUUGGAAUUGGAAUCCAACAGCAUCUGGAAGGCCCCAAGUUUCCUAUCCCUGAAUUAGCCACUAUAUAGUAUAUGCCAAGUAUUAAGAACUGCUUCUGAUUACCUGUCUGAUUACUUAGCUGGGAAAGAGCUUGGAUUUGGGAGUUUUAAUUUUCAGAAUUUGUUGCCUUUCUUGCAAAUAAAACAGUAGUUUGACAUAAUCCCACAGGUUAUGGUAAGCUACCUGAGCAUUGUUCAUCUGACUCUUGUACCUUUGUGCAAUAGAAUGCAAUUUUCAUACAGAUCGAUAGAACGGAAUAUUUAACCUUAAACAAAAAUGUCCUGUGGCUUCCAGGUAUGUUUGCAGGACAUAUCAACUGAUAUACCUCCGAGGAGUGAAAUCUUGAGUGGCACCAGUGCAUGAGCUUGUGGUGUUGCAUCUCCAUCAGUUUUGUUGCCUUCUGUUCAUAGAUAAAUUGUUAUUGAAUAGGAAGCGCCUGCUUGUAAAUUCCCAAUUAUUCAACCGGUGUUGUAACAUAUAUCCUCAAGCAGAUGGUAACAAGACUGAAGGAGAGCCAAGUGCUGCAAACAUUUAUUCAAGUGUGCCUUCAAAUGAUUGAUGCAAUUGCACAUAGAAAACAAAUGUUAAAAUUUAAAAUUGCACGUAUGCUCACUCUGUUUCUUCACCAGAACAUAUUAAAAUUAAAAGUAUAAGUUUAGUGCAAUUCAGGUACCUUUCCAUUUUUAUGUUAUUUAUCAAAACAUCUAUAACUGGAGCAAAAGGAGCGCAGUUUUUGCAAACCAAAUUGUAAUGCCUUGUAUCUCUUAACAGAUUUUGGGUAGCACAUUCUCAAAUGGAGAUAUUUUCUUUCAGUGGUGCAGAUAAAGCCCUUUUUCUUUUUCUUGAACAGAACCCAGCCCAGUUUUUGACAUCAGCCUUGAAAACCGCAGUAAUUCAACAGUAACUUUAAAGUGGAGCAAUCGCGAUCCAAAUGCAUCUAACUACACUUAUCGGAUACUAAUAGAAGGAACUGAUCCUCCCAAGAAAGAAACUUCUAACACCACCAAUGCAGUAAUUAGGGGCCUGGAACCUGGAACAUUGUAUACAUUCACGAUAUUCCCACAAGCCGAUAAUGGUAAAAUUGAAGGAGAACCAAAUCAUACAACUGUUUAUACCAGUAAGUAAACAUUUGAAAUGUCAUGCACAUUCACAUUUUACUUAUGCAUUUGCAGUCUUAUGUGGGUGGGUGGGGAAAAAUAAAUGGAGAGCAGGUUUGCUAUCCCCCAAUGGUGAAAAUAGUUUUUUAAGUCCUCCACCUCUCUUACCUGGCUCUGGGAAGGUUGCAGGAGGGCUCUGGGAGCACCCCAGGACCCUUGUGUGACUUUCACAGAGCCCACUGGGGGUUCCUGGCUUUGCCUGAUUUUUGGUUUUUUGGCGCUUGGACCCCCAGAAACAAACCGUCGCAUAAGUGGCUAGUCCACUGCACCUUGCUUCCUUGUGCAGCUAAUGUGCAUUAAGGCUAUGCCUUUCCAAGUAUCAAAGAUGCUUUAGAAAGUAGGUGGGAAAUUGACUGCAGUUAUUAAAAAUGUUUUCUGAAUUUAUACCAGGGUACGCACUGAAGGGACACAGGUGGCUCUGUGGUCUAAACCACAGAGCCUAGGGCUUGCCGAUCGGAAGGUUGGCAGUUCAAAUCCCCGUGACAGGGUGAGCUCCCGUUGCUCGGUCCCUGCUCCUGUCAACCUAGCAGUUUGAAAGCACGUCAAAGUGCAAGUAGAUAAAUAGGUACCACUCAGGCGGGAAGGUAAAUGGCGUUUCCGUGUGCUGCUCUGGUUCACCAGAAGCGGCUUAGUCAUGCUGGCCACAUCAUCUGGAAGAACUGUCUGCGGAUAAACAUCAGCUCCCUCGGCCCGUAAAGCGAGAUGAGCGCCGCAACCCCAGAGUCAUUUGCGACUGGACUUAACUGUCAGGGGUACUUUACCUUUUUUUUAAAAUGCACUGAAUAAGUUUGAUUAUUUUUUUUAAUUGAUUCUGCAGCAAGUUUGUUCUUCGCAAGUAAAGGUGGAAACAGAUAUGACAAGUAGCUGAUGCCUCCUAAGUGAAUGUUUAAUCUUGACGAAAUAUUAGCUGUAGGAAUUUAUGCAAUACUAAAUCUGAUAACACUUCCUUAAACAGGGCCCAAUCCAGUUUUUGGCAUCCAGGUUGAAAACCUCAGUGACACAGGACUAACUUUAAAGUGGAACAACCCAAAUGAUUCCAAUUACACUUAUAGGAUACUAAUAGAAGGAACUGAUCCUCCCAGGAAUAAAUCUUCUGACACCAACAGUGCAGUAAUUGGGGGCCUGGAACCUGGAACAUUGUAUACAUUCAGAAUAUACUCACAAGUCGAUACUGGUACAGUUGAAGGAGAACCAGAUACUACAACUGUUUAUACAAGUAAGAAAGAUCUACAAUCUAAGAAAGAUUUCUAACUGCCAUGGGUUCCAACCCUGCAUCUUCAAUAUGGAGUCAAACAGAGCUAUAGCCAGAAGGCCUGUAAUGUGCUGGGGAACUAGUUUUCUGCACACUUAGUUGCAGCUGUUUAAUACGAUAUUGCUUGUCAUUUUAAUGGAAUGGAUGCCAAAUUGCAAUUGUGGGACGUUCUUUUAUUCUUAUUCUGAAAUUUAUGCUCAGUUGUAGAAUUGACAGGGGUUGAGAAUGGAGGAAUAAUUCUGAUUCCAAUUUAUUGGGUGGGGGAGAGAGAGCCCUUUUGCCAAGUUCAUAAGCAAUAUGCAGUAGUGACAUAGAAUGGAAGUGUCUGUGAGGGGUUUUUGGGGGGAGGUGGGAAGGAGUAAAAUAAAAUUUGAUACAGUGGUACCUCGCAAGACGAAAUUAAUUCAUUCCGUGAAUUUUUUCAUCUAGCGAAUUUUUCGUCUUGCGAAGCACGAAAUCCCAUAGGAAUGCAUUGAAAAUCAAUUAAUGCGUUCCUAUGGUCAAAAAAAGUCCAAACAAAGCCAAAUUUGGUACAACAAGAGUUUAUUAAGUGCUCUUUAAAGUCACACAUACUGUAAAGAGCAUUUCAAAAUUCAAACCCAGAAUUUUUUUAAAAAACAGCAGAGUUGCCCAAUGGUCACAGAAAAUCAUAAAAAUGCAGAAAAAAAACCACAAGCUUCCAGAUUCUUGCAAACCCCUCCCCAACUGUUCUCCCAGCCACCCACCACACAGAAAUUCAAACUCAGAAAUUUUUUUUGAAAAAAAACAACAUGGCCCAAUGGUCACAGAAAAUCAUAAAAAUGCAGAAAAAAACACACAAGCUUCCAGAUUCUUGCAAACCCCUCCCCAACACCAAGUCCUUGAAUUCCAAACACCCCAACCCAAAAUCCAAAAAAGUUUUAAAAGCUUAACUUACCAAAUGGCUGCAAAAGAAGUUUUGGAAAAGCUUCAAAAAUCACCAAAGUCUUUAAAAACCUCAAAAAAGGCUACUAUGUACACUGCGUUCUAUGAGUUGCUCCUCGAAGUCAAGUCGCAACUGUAUUAACGGUGUUAAGAAAAAGGAAACAAACUUGCAAGACGUUUUCGUCUUACGAAACAAGCCCAUAGGGAAAUUCGUCUUGUGAAGCAGCUCAAAAAACGGAAAACCCUUUCGUCUAGUGAGUUUUCCGUCUUGCGAGGCAUUCGUCUUGCGGGGCACCACUGUAUUGUGAGAGAGCUAACUGGGAGAAGAUAAUGCAAGGCCUAUAGGUAGCACUGACUCUGCCAAAGAACUUCCCCCAAUUUUCAUAUUUAAGUAUGCCGUCUUGCAACUUGAUGCAGAAGGUAACAUAGAAAUGUUUUAAAUUAGUACAUUCCGGAGCCCCGUUCGCAUCCUGAAGCGAACGCAACACGCGUCUGCACGUGUUGUGAUUCGCCACUUCCGUGCAUGCGUGUGACGUCAUUUUGAGCGUCUGUGCAUGCGUGAGCGGUGAAACCCGGAGGUAACACGCUCCGUUACUUCCGGGUUGCCGCAGAGCGCAACCCAAAAAUGCUUAACCCGAAGCUACUUCAACCCGAGGUAUGACUGUACAUGCAAGUGGACUUCUUUAGUUUUUGUGGGUUUGAAAGCAAAACUUAGGCAUCUGCCCUCCCGUUUUUAUUUUUUUGUGGUGAAAAUAUUGAAAUACCCACAAAAAGGUCGGCUAGUUAAAUUAUAGUAAACCUAUAUCAGGGUCAAAAAUUUCUAGCAGUAACAUCUAGCUGUGUAAUUAAAAAAAAUCCCUUCAUCAGUACGGCUAAAACCCUUUUCCUUUUUUAACAGAGCCCAGCCCAGUUUUUGAUAUCAGUCUUGAAAACCGCAGUAGUUCAACAAUAACUUUGAAGUGGAAAAAUAGCAAUCCAAAUGCUUCCAACUACACUUAUCGGAUACUAAUAGAAGGAACUGAUCCUCCCAGGAAUGAAACUUCUGACACCACCAGUGCAGAAAUUGGGGACUUGAAACCUGGAACAUUGUACACAUUCACAAUAUUUCCACAAGUCAAUAAUGGUGCAGUUGAAGGAGAACCAAAUGCUACAAGUGUUUAUACAAGUAAGUCCAAGUUCAUACAAGUAAGUAAACAUUUCAGACUGCCUGUUUUGUACCAUAAAGAGGUAAAGAGGAACGCCAGCCGAAACAUAGCCUUUCCCUAUCAUUUUGCUAGACUAAAUAUAUUUUUCCUUGGUCAGUCCCCUUCCUGGCCAAAGCCCCAUCCAGAGACAUGCCCCAGUUUAUAAUUGAGGAUUCAUCCUUUCCCACAGGAGGGAAGGGCCCAAUGUCUACCCAAUCACAAAAGGAACUGCUGCCCAAAUGCAGAAGCAAAGACAAUGCAAGAACUGAAAAGGGGACGGGACAGGAAGAUGUCAAAGGCCAUUAGCUCACACCGACAACUGGACUGGUGUAUCAACCAGAACUCUCCAUAACGAAGUGGACUGAUUCAUGGAGCAUAAGGCUACUAACAAAGAUGGCUAUGCUCUCUGCCUCCAUAGUUGGACGCAGUAAUACUUCUGAAUACCAGUUUCUGGAAGAGAGUGCUCUUGCGCUGAGGUCCUACUUUUGGGGUUCCCCACGGGCAUCUGAUUGGCCACCAUGAGAACAGGAUGCUGGACUAGAUGGGUCACUGGCCCGAUCCAGCAGCCCCUGUGUAUGUUGUUGUGAUGGUAUGGGAAGAGGGACCCUCUUUCCUGUGCUUCAGUGUCCAAUUGCCUGUGCCUGCCCCAAGUCAAAGGAGGCACCCAGUGACAAAACGUGAAGACCCAAGAGUUCACUUUUCCCUGCUGCAUCACCUAACUCAAAAGUGUUGCCUGUCUGGCUCAGUCUGGGUGGAAAUGCUCAGGAAAUGGACUUUCGUAAGGUUCUGUGGAACCUCUCACAAUAUUAUGAACCAUCACAAUAUUACCAACUGUACUUGAUGGGCCUAGAGGUCCCCGCCUCUAAUCACCACCACAGUAGCCUACACCUGACAAGCUGCAAUGCAGAGGGAAGGGCCCCUUUUUUGUUAUUCAAUAUGUGCUUGCAGCAGUUGCUAGAAGAUCGAUUGCAAGUAUUAAGAACGUGAUUAUCAUGUUAUUUUAAUAUUUUAAACUGAAUUUUAGAAUCAUAGAGUUGAUUGUAGUACAGUUCUCUAUUUAGCAAGUAAAACAGAGGUGGUGAUAUAGCAAAAGUCUGUAUAAAUGAACGUCUAAAAAUUUUGUACCUUAAAAGUAAAACUGUCCUUCUGUAUUUGUUUUUUAUAAUGUAAAUGUUAAUAUUCCAACAAAACAUUAGCUUACUACAUUAUAGUUAAACUCUAUACCUGUUCAAGAGAUCUCUUUCACAUCUAACAGUGUCAUAAUAUUUCCCUUCGCUUGCAUAGCUAAAAUCCUUUUCCUCUUUUUUAAACAGAGCCCAACCCAGUUUUUGAUAUCAGUCUUGAAAACCGCAGUAGUUCAACAAUAACUUUGAAGUGGAAAAAUAGCGACCCAAAUGCUUCCAACUACACUUAUCGGAUACUAAUAGAAGGAACUGAUCCUCCCAGGAAUGAAACUUCUGACACCACCAGUGCAGAAAUUGGGAACUUGAAACCUGGAACAUUGUAUACAUUCACAAUAUUUCCACAAGUCAAUAAUGGUGCAGUUGAAGGAGAACCAAAUUCUACAAGUGUUUAUACAAGUACGUCCAAGUUCAUACAACUUAGUAAACAUUUCAGACUGCCUGUUGCUUAACCAUAAAGAUGCAUUCUGUACAUUCAAAAUAUUUACUCAAGCAGGAGAUGACAAGAUUGAGGUAGACAAGUAGAUAAUGGUAAAACUGAAGGAGACUCAAAUAAUAUAACUGUAGAUACAAGUAUGUUUUAAGAUUUCUCUUAAGGGUCAUUCUAUAUAUUCAUGAUACGUACUCGAGCGGAGUAAGUAUUAUAUGAUUGCCCUUGUAGUUUCCUGGCUAUUGGUGGUUAUGCUAAUACAUCUGCAUAGUUACACACGCUAAAGAUACUGGUUGUUGUCAUUGUGGUUAAAAUAAAAAAUAAAAAAUUGCAUGCCUUAAGUCUCCAGUUUAUACUAGGAAAGCAGAAUUACUAUUUUUAAGUUGAUUCUGAAGUACGUUCCUCUGACAAGUGAUGAUCUACUAAAGAAUGUGUGACCUCUACAUUAGCUGCCUCUGCCUAUCCUUCAGUUUUUGUUUUAUACCGUACUCUAACAAAAUGGUAACCAAUCAUAUUGUAGUAACCUUUUACAUUUCUCAAGGAACUUCUGAUAUCACUAUUUUAAUAUUGUGAUGCAACUUUAUGUUAUUGGCACAGCUGGAUCUCUUUUCUUCUUUUUGAACAGAACCAAGUCCGGUUUUUGACAUCAGCCUUGAAAACCGCAGUAAUUCAACAGUAACUUUGAAGUGGAGCAAUAGCGAUCCAAAUGCUUCCAACUACACUUAUCGGAUACUAAUAGAAGGAACUGAUCCUCCCAGGAGUGAAACUUCUGACACCACCAGUGCAGAAAUUAGGGACUUGGAACCUGGAACAUUGUAUACAUUCACAAUAUUCCCUCGAGUUGAUAAUGGUGCAGUUGAAGGAGAACCAAAUGCUUCAAGUGUUUAUACCAGUAAGUAAAUUACAACAGGUGGAGAUUCCCAGUCUCUGCAUUUCUGUACCAUAAAGGUAUAUUCACAAAAUGUGCUUGAUCAGAAGCUGUCAAAAUGGUGGUAGACAUGCACGUGUCUACACAAUUAAACUCAGUUUUCAUGUUAAAUACCAUUUAUUUUCCACAGUUAGAUACUGUUUACAGGUGCGGUGUUCUUCUUGUUUUUUUGUGAGAAGCUAGCCUGCUUUCCCAUUUCAAUGAUUUACUCCCUCCCCACCCCAAAAAAUUCCUGCAGAUGCCCAGGUCUUCCUGAGGUUGCUGGACUCCCAACUCCCAUGACCCCCAGCUAUUGGGGUGGGGGGGGGAUGAUGGGUAUUGGAGUGCAUCAUUCUCUGGAGAGCACCUCUUUGGCUAGCCUUUGCCUUAGAGGCCUAUUACAAAUAAAAGGGAAGUGGUCCUCCCAGGAAUGAUGCUUCUGAUGUCCCCAGUGCAGCAAUUAGUAGCUUGGAACCUGGAACAUGGUGCAAAUUCAAAUAUAUCCAAUAGCAGCUGAUUUUAAAAAGCAACAACCGAAGACCAAGCUCAUAUAUCUGUUUAUAUAAGUAAGCAAAUUAAAAUGGGCCGAUUUCCAAAAUGAUAUUCAUUGCUAGACCAUUUAGGUACUUUACGUACAUUCACAUUUUGUCUUUGAGCAGAACAAGCUUGAGGUUGGCCCAAUUUAAGAAGAAUCUGUGCAAAGGUGUUCUUGGACACUUAAGGCAUUUCCACCCCACCCCCCUGGAAAAACGUAUAUAUUCUGGGUGAGGUUGUACAGGAGGCACAAUGGAUCUUCCCCUUCCCCUUCUCCCUGAUGCCCCCUGAUGCCUCCGAUCUGCUGCAAAGAUUCCCCCAAACCUCCAGAAGUGAUUGAGAGUGUAUAGGAAGCUUUAGGAGGGAGGAGAGGGUGGCCUGUUGCGCAAGCAGGACAGCACAGCUGGAUUUCAGGCAGCGUACUUACCCUUAUUUGUCCCUCCCAUGGUUCAGAUCUCACUUUCCUUUUGCGUUUCCCCCAUAAUAGAGCCCAGUCCUGUCUCUGGCUUCGAUGUUGUUGAUAUUGGCACAGUGAACGUAACCUUAAGAUGGGAAGACAACGAUGCUGCUUCUUCAGGGUACACUUACAUAGUAUUGUAUCAACAAAACCAAGUGGAAAUGAAUGCGACAUCACGAAAAAAGAACAUUACCAUUCUAGGACUUUUACCAGGCACCCUCUAUCGCUUUAGUGUAUUUCCACAAGCAGCAGACAACCUCACCAAAGGGGACCCACAAACCACACACAGGUACACAGGUAAGCAAUGAAAAGUGUUCCUUAAAGUGCUAACAAUAAGUAUUAAAAAUACGUUUCCAUGAGAGAGUUGAAUAAUUUAGUGUGUGCGCGCGUGUGCCUUAUAAUAACAAAGGAAAAUAUUUUGGAGGUUAUGAUGCCAAUUUGGAACACAGUUCAGCUUAUAUAUAUAUUUAAAAGCCUUUUUCCCCCUUAACAGCUCCUAGCUCAGUCACCAACAUCAGAGUUACAGAUGUCAGUAUAACAACAGUCAACUUAACAUGGGAAAAUCUUGAUGCAGCUUCUUCAGCGUACACCUACAGGAUACAGAUUGGUGGUGAAGCUAUUGAGGACAAGAUAUUCCCAACUACGAGUGCUGAAAUUUCAGAGCUAACUCCUGGGACCGAUUAUACAUUCAGCAUUUAUUCAGUAGCAGGGUAUAAUCAAACUGAAGGGAGACCAGGCAGCAUAAAUAACUGUACAGGUAAGUCUGUUAAAUGGCAGAAGGGCAGAAUCUUCUCCUUUAUCUGCUUAAGCAGAUAAGGUGAUGUCUGCAGAAAAGGGACAGGGGCUGAAGCAAACAAAAGUAGAGCAGACUUCAUGUCUUUUUUGAGGAAAAGUGUUUUAUUAGGCUACCAUAUUUUAAAUCUUACUUAUUUUGCUUCUCUGUGCCCUGGGUAUGUGUACAAGGCAAAUGAACAAAGGAAAAAUUAUCCUCACCUUCAUGUCUAUAGCACUUGGUGACAUCCAGCCAGACUAUGGAGUGAAGAAUGCCUGAAGAAAAUACGUCCACCUGUAUGUGCAAACUAAGAAUAACCAUUCUUAGAUUCCAACCCUAACCCUGCUUACUUAGCAGCAAGACCCGUUGAAUUCAACAAGACUUGCGUCUGAAAAGACAUAGUUAGGACUGCGCUGUUAGAUGCAGUGUUUGAAACAAUUAAUCUUCUUUUUAGUUCCUGGUGAUAAAUAAAGGAUUUGAUGUAGAGGUGCAAACAGAAAAACCUCUUUGGUGUGCAAAAAGGCCUUUUCUAAUUGAGUGUUUUAUCUCUUGCAUAAGAUACAAGAACUGCAAUCCUUGUGCUUCCGUUUGCGCGAGGUGUGUGCAGUCUCUUGCCGUGUGGUCUUGCACAGAGGCCCCACACAAUGCCUUCUGUUCGCCCUUAUGCAGCAGUUAAUUGCAAGACCAGCCCCCUUUUUUUGUCUAACACAUUUUCUCCUGGCCAGAUGAAUGUUAUAUAUUAGGCAUGUCCAGCAGGUCAAUUGUGAUCUACCAGUCGAUUGUGGGGUGUCCCUGGUCAAUCGCCCCUCCUCCCCAAAACAAAAGCUCAACAACUUUGGUCACUCAUAGAUCACUGGCACUAUUUUUAUAGUGGGAGUAGAUUGCAGUCUCUUGGGAGUUGGACAUGCCUGUUAUACAUGAUCCAAAUUUGAUAUGCCAUUUCUCCUUGUGCCCUCCUUGUUGUGGUGUGUCUUGUCUCCUAUUAUGAACAAACUGAAAUGCAUACAGUGGAACCUUGGUUCUCAAACAGCUCAGUUGACAAACAAAUCGGCUUCCAAACGCCGAAAACCCGAAAGUAAGUGUUCCGGUUUUCUAACGUUUUUUGGAAGCUGAACGUCCGAUGCAGCUUCCGCUUGGGUGCAGGAAGCUCCUGCAGCCAGUCGCAAGCCACGCCUUGGUUUCAAACAUUUCGGAAGUUGAAAGGAACGGAUUCCGUUUGAGAACAAUGGGACCACUGUAUUGUAAAGAGACAAAGUAGGGAACAAACCUCGCAGGAGGAAUUAAGAGAUUUGGUUCUGUUCUGCCCACUUUUUCUUUCAAGUGUUAUGUGUGUUUAUUAAAUACCCUGUGUGACUAGCCUGCCUUCUUUGUUGUAGAUGCUGCAAGAGUGGAGGUGUUGAACUGCAUGCAAGUUGCCAAGCAGCCAAAAUUGAUUCUAAACUGGUCUAAUCCAAAGGGGAGGUUUGCUGGCUUUGGAGUUGACGUCUUAAAUAGUACUUGGGGCAGCACAAAUAUAUUGGAAAACCAUACCACAGUAACAGAUUUGAACUACUAUACCAACUACACUGUUAGAAUUGUCACACAUUCGUGUGGGAAAGAUAGCCAUCCUCAGGAAAAAAUAUGUUCCACAAGUAUUGGCGGUAAGCAUAUAGUUGCUUUGUUUAGGGUUGUUGGCAAGGAAUGCAUAAUGGUUUCUGAACUAGAUAGCUAUUGGCAUUACAUAAAAUAAUUAUAUCACAUCGCAAAUUUUAGGCCCAGUGAAAAGGUGUGUGUUUGUCAACAGAGAUAUACGUGGGUGUGUGGUUGCUAAAAAAAUUAGAAAUAGUUUUAUGACCACUUAUUUGAGAAAAAGAGUCUUUCCAUUUUUUUGCUGAAGGAAAACCUCACAGCUGGAGAGUUCAUAUCUUAUUAUUCUUUACCCUUUUGUCCCUUGUUUUUAUGCAAUUGUGUCUGUUGGGGGGGGAUACCAAAGCUAAAACAAAAAUAAAACAGAAUACCAUUAGUGUACACAGCAUAGAACCUUGUAGUACUUUCAAUAUGAACAAAUUUAUUAUGGCACAAGCUUCUCUGGACCACUUCAAUAGAAUAUAUUAGACUGUAGGUAUUGCGUGAAAACAAUGUUUGCUGCUUGAUCCUUUGUUGUUUGCCAUGUAUGUAAACCACUGCAAGGAACAUCCAUCUGGUGGCUUCAUGCAUGAUGCAGUUGCAAUGUGUAGUGGCAUUUGGAGCUUCUGAAUGAAGUGGGUGACUCCAGGUGAUAACUUGCACUUUUAAGAGUUGUAGAGUACAGAAGCCACCAUACAAAAAUCAUUUCAGCAAAUCUCAGCAUAGCUAAUGUGCUAUACAGAUAAUCAAAAACUAGGCUAUUCAUUGCAAACAGGCCAUUGUGUUCCUUUGUAGUGCUGCAGAAAGAGAUUUGAUAUACAAAAAUUGUUUCCCCCGCAUUCCGUCCAUGUUUGUUUUGUUUUUAUAUGCUUUAUACUAGUGGUUUACAGGCUUACGUUGUAUUUUUGAUUUUAUGUUUUCUGUUUACUGCUUUUAUGUUGUACACUGCUUUGAGACUUUUAAAAUAUUAAACAGUUUAUAAAUGUUUUCAGUUAAUAAAUAUUUGCUUUCCAGACCCUCCAUCUCCACUUAUAGCCCCUACCAUUGUGGGAACCACUCACAACUCCUUGACAGUUCAGUUCAGUAGCUUUAAUGCAAGCCAUGGACCUUUAGUAGCAUAUGCAGUAAUCGUCACAUCAAAAGGUAAAACAAAAACAAAAUGCAUGCCCAGUACAGCCAUUUUAUCAUUUAUUUUAAAAAAUCUUUCUUUAUGUAAGAAGCUCUGUUCCAUACUUUCUCUUUUGUUUAAAAUAAAGUAGUAGAAGUAAAAUUCUGAGACUGCAUUUAGGGUUGAUACCUGCACUGUUGCAAUGAUCAGAUCUGAUUGUUUCUGGCAAUGGUGAAGGAAAUGUCAACAUUUUUUGGGUGCAAUCAAGAUUGUAUUGAUUCCUCAGCAAAACCAACUUUUGUAUCCCACUUUGUUUCAUGUUUAUAUUGCUAUAGAGCACCUGUCAGCAUGGUAUUGAUCAAAGCUAUUAUAUCAACCAAGAUAGGAACUUGAACACAAUGUGUUUUGACUAUACACGAUUUUGGCUUUAGGCUCAAUCCCCAGAAUGUAACCCCCAUGUAACUUAUGGGUUUACUUCUUUGUUUAACUUAAUAUUUUGAUUUUGGACAAUAUUGAAGUAGCUGUUGAAUAUUUUACUGCUAUUUAAGUCUAUGAGUAUCUAAAAAUCUAUCAUUUUAUAUUUUCUUGAUAAUUACGGUACAUGAUAAUGUAUUCUCAUUUUUCCCCGCAUACAGAUGUAGUCUCUGCAGAGGCCUUGAAAUAUACCUAUGAUGAUUUCAUGAAUCGGGGAGCAGAUGCUUACGUUGCAUAUGUCAAAGAUGAGCAAAUGCGUUCCUCUUCCUCCUCCAACAGUGAGCAGCAUACUAUUGAAAUAGGAGACGGAUCCGUAACACAUGGUUAUGUCAGUGGGAAGUUAAUCCCACUUAAUUCAUACAGGUAUUUUAAUUCUAUUUCUAACUCCAUUUCCCUGAGUCGUGUUGAUGACUAAAACAUAAUAAAUGAGUAACACACACUUUUUCUUUUAAAAUCAAACUCUGAUUUCAAAUCCCGUUUUUUUCUUUCCUCUGCCUUGCAUUAGGGUAUAUGUUGCUGGUUUUACUCGAAUUGACUAUUUGAAUGACACCAUCGACGAAAAGGAGAGUUAUGUCUCGUUUUCAAACAUUUCAAAUGCUGUUGUCUUACCUCAAGAUCCAGGUACAUUUAUUUCAUCAUCAUCAAACCUUUUAUUGGCAUCACAUACAAACAUCCAAAACAAAUCAAUACACAAUUACCACUUCCCCAGUGGCAAAAAACAUUUGCUAAAAGAAAGGAGGCAGAGCAGUCUAUCGUCACAUCUCUAGGUCUCCAGGGAGAUCAGACGUCUGCAGUGUAUUUCGACGACAAAAAAGCAAACAGAGAUAUUUAGCCACUAACUUGGUGAGCUCCUGAUCAUUCCCCAGUAAUAGAAAAUGUAUGAUCUCCAACUCUGGUUUCCAUUUGGGGAGACAGAGUUGAUCUAGAAAUUGCUGACGGAGAUCAGCAUAUAGUUUACAAUUAAGAACCAUGUGUGUAAGGGUUUCCACCAGGUGGUCUUCACAUGGGCAAGUUCUUUCUCCUUCCACCCUGCCUGAGAACCUUCCCCAAAGGAGAACCCAGUUCUGUUCCCCUCCUUGCCAAAGCGUAGCCUUACACCUUUGUGUUUCAGAGUACCUUUGUGAGCAGGGUAUAUAAAACCAACCCUGUGAGGUAAUACGUUGCCACCACUCCUUAAGUCCAAACAACCUGGAAUUCCCAGACAUUACUGGGCAGCCCUAAAAUUCUAGGGAAGCAAAAACUAAAGGCCAGACCCUCUCAGGUUAAACACUUACUCAGUAGCAAGUGACCAAGAGAUUGGGAACUAGACUCAGUACCCAAGAAGACAGACAUCAAUCUUAUAUGGUAGGUUUAUUAAAAUUAGUAGUAGCAGAACUCCAAGGUCUGUAAAAUAAAAUAAAAUUUAGAAAUGCAAACCCCACAGUAUAUGUGGCUAUUGGGUUUUCUUUGCUCUUCAGACUUUCAUCCACUUUGUGGCUUGUAGUUGAGUCAGAUGUGCCCUGGAGCAGGCUCCAGUUCAAGUAUGCUUGGCAACUGUAGAAUGCAAAUGUACUAUUGGGAUUGCAGUGGAGCGCUGGGAGGAAAAAGGGGGAGAGAAUGGAGUGUCGCAGAAUACUGAACAGAAAAAUCCCACAGUGCACCAUUUUUUCUUGUGAAUCCCACUUAAACAUGGAAUCCUGCAUGUAUCUAACAGCCUGACCUCCCUUACCAUCUGAUGUCUUGUGUGAACUACACAAGGGAUUGGGCAUAAGGUCCUAGUACUAGCUAUUGGGUUUUCUUUGCUCUUCAGACUUUCAUCCACUUUGUGGCUUGUAGUUGAGUCAGAUGUGCCCUGGAGCAGGCUCCAGUUCACCUUAUGGGAAUUUUCCAGUUGCCAGCUCAUGGUCAGUAGGGGCAAAGCCUUAACCAUAAGUCCUGGUUCAGAGGACACAGUAAGAAGAACCUUGGAAUAAUAGAUAUGUAGAGUUGGAAGGGACCGUGAGGGACUUCUAGUCCAACCCCCUGCAAUGCAGGAAUCUUUUGCCCAGCAUGGGGCUUGAACCCACGACCCUGAGGUUAAGAGUCUCAUGCUUUUACAGGCUGAGCUAUCUGCCUUGGCUGAGCUCAGUGCAGCACCGCAGUUAAAAGGACUGAGGAAGGAGCAAAGCAGCUGCAAGCUCCUCUCUGGGAGCCCACACAGCUGGCUUACUAUGUCAAGUGAACCAGGUCUGAUGCGUGUAACAGGGGUCAGACCUAAACUCUGAUUUGUUGAGGCACCACUGAAUUGCACUGAACGACCCUUUGCUUCCUGAGAGUUCAGCUAGCAAUGUCUGCUCAUUUUAGCUUGUUUGGAUAAUGGGAGAUUCAAAUAGCUCACUGAAUCGUUACCCUGCCCAAUAAUUUUACCCAAUAAAAUCUCAGUGCUGAAUAGAAACUGUGAGCUUCUGCCUUGCUAGGGCAACAAAAGCUAGUGAUUGCUGAGAGUACACUUGAAGGGCCCUUGUUAAAACCUUGUGGUUGUUGGUUUUUCGCCUUGCCGUUAUGACUUGUAAAGGAGUUAAAAUCGUUUGUUUCUUUCCCAGAUGUCAUCACAGGAGCUGUUGUUGGAUGCAUUCUGGCUGCUGCUGUUAUUGCUGCAGGGAUUGGUUUUUUCAUCUUCUGGAAAAAGAGAAGGUAUAUUAGCUACUGCAUAAUUCUUUACAAGGAUGUAGUUGUGCAUAACACUUCAUGAUGCAGGUCUCUGCUGCUUCUCUUUCACGUAUUUGGAAUGCUUGGGAUCUGUUUCUACCAUGCAUGCAUUCAUAUAUUUUUUUAAAUUUCUUUUUAUUAGUUUCAAUUCACUAUACAACACCAAACACUAAUAAAACAAAAAAGACAAAACGAAAGAACAAAAAAUAAAAGAAAAACAUUACAUAACAAAAAACACCAACAAAUUAAACGUACAAUAACUAAAUAACACGACAAUAGUUGACUUCCCUUCAACUUGGUUUUGGACUAUGUUACAAAAGGUUUUCUUUCUACCAUGCAUUCAAACCAUCUUCAGGCUGUCUGUCUUAGGAAGGUCAGGGGGCCUUAAUUAUUUUUUAUCAGGGUGUAAUAACUCGGCAGGUAAGAAAUAGGUACUCCUUAAUGAACCAGCUAAGUCCAAAUACAGAAAGUCCUGCCAAACUAUGACUUGAUAGGUCAGCAAAGGUUGGUCUUUAAAAAUAAUUAAAGUUGCUUUACUUCUUUUCUUAGUCUUUAUUCUCUGAGUUCCCCAUGGCCACAGCUGACUAUUCCAGGGAUACCCACUUGAUACAGUGCUCUUGAAGGGAGUUGACAUGACAUUUUAUCAGAAGUCAUGCCCUGCUGAUACUAUUUUUUUUCUCUUGGGAAGGCUCUGUGGGUGGAUUUUGUUCACUCUCAGUACCUGAUUGCCAUAAAGUUGGUCUAGAAGAAAUUCCUCCCUGAUGAGAUUGGGCUUGUGACCCUGGGUAGUAGUUUCUUUUUGGUCUUCAUGUGCAGCUUGGAUGGUUUACUUCCUCAAAGGCUCUGGAUCUGUUGCUCUGCACACUGUUCUUCAUAGAAUGCUGUGUAAUCUGCAAUCAGCGGCGGAGGAAGCAGCUCGGGUGCCUGGGGCGGUGCACCCAGGGGCGGGGUGAGCCGCCCAUAGGGGUGGAGCACACCGUGGGGCCUCCGGAGUCUGCCUGCCUCCUCCCACUCAGCCGCCCUACAGCUGGGGAGGAGGCAGCAGGUGGCACUCUUGGGCAAUGUGGAGCCUAUGGGCGCCCAAGCUACUGCAUCUCUCCCAGGAGAGACAUAUGGCUCGGGCACGCUGCAGGCCCCGCGGUGAGUGCCGCCUGGCAUUUUGUCACCCCCUUCAGUGGUCACACCCGGGGCGGCCCACACCCACCACACCCCCUUACUCCCCCCCUGUCUGCAGUGUGUGAGUUCAUCUUUGGGGAAAGCUGUGCCUUGUGGCAAAUGGGUUGGGUCACAUGGACCCCAGUACUUUCCAAUCCUGUAUUUGUUGCUUAAUGGAAGGCAUAGUUUGUGGCCUGAUGUUGGCAUUUUAGCCAAACCAGUAGUUGCGGAAAGCUUUGUAUUUUUUAUUUCAGUUUUUCCAAGAGUGAAAAAUGCAACUAACCCUUUUUCAAAAUCUACAAUUCUACAGGAAAGGUGGAAAAAACAACCAGGUGCCAUUUACCCAAUUAGAGUGAGUUGACUAUUACUAUCUUCUCUUUAGAAUAUACUGAGGAUCAAUCAGAAUUGGCUUUGUUUUAAAGUGGUGGUGGAGAUAAUACUUAGAGUGCUUUAAAAGUAUUUUGGAUCAUUGAGGUCCUAAUAACCUAUGUUAUAAAACUCUAUGUUAUGAUUAAUUGGUGUAAUAAUGUGUCAGAAUGCCUGUGUAAAGAUACUAAAUAACAUGCAAAGGUCUCUGCUACAACGCUACCUUUCUUCCUUGGUGGUUAGGUGUGGGUUAGGUAUUUCACCAGUAUUAAAUUCAACCUAGUUUCUAUGGCUCUAAGAUAGAUUGUGCAUUGUGUGUGCGCAGGGGAGUAGGGUUAUACCUGUCCAGGUAGGGGCACAGCUGGGCCACCAGCCCAAGCUGAUGGAAGGCACUCCAAAGCCAUCCGAGCCUCAAGCAACAGCAAAGGAUCCAGGAGUACCCCCAAGCUAUGUGUAGUAACUACUGGGUUGCUUUUUCUUAUCCUUCCGGAUGAAGCAAUUUAUGUGAGGAGUCAGGAGAAAUAGAUGCAACUAAAUAAUUGGAAAUGGCAGGAGCAUAGCUUAGACUAUAAAGAAGAUCAAUUUUUAAAGCUAUGUUUUUGCUCCAAAAUUUAAUUGGGCAUUCUUGUAUCACAGCAGGGAAUUUGUAGUUUAUGUAAUACUAGAUUCCAAGUAUUAUGUAUAAAAUUGUUCUGCUCAGUUAAUAAAGGCUGUAACUAAUGUGUGCAAUUUUUCUCUCUUCCUUUCCGUCUUCCUCUGCAGACCGAGAAAGUAAGCAAAUAAUUUCCUAUACUCUAGAUGAAUAAUAGAAAUAGUGCUUGAAUUCAUGCCUCUCAUUUGAUUAUGUUUUAUUUCUGUUCAGCUUCUCAGAGAAUGCUUAGUCCUUUAUUUCCUAAGCAAACGUGUUAUGUUGUGUAUUAUACACACUCAGCACUUCAGUUGUCAAAAUAUGGAUUUGGAAUUUCUCAGUUUCUGUUGUCCCUAAUUCUCACCUUGUUGGACUCCAGCAUGCCCUUGGUGUAGGAGCCAGAUUGCUGCCUGUGAAAAUUCAUAGCACAAAUAAGUCGAGAGCAGCCAGCGGGGAAAGGUGGCAGCUUGUACCUUGGCCUCCUGGUGGCAGCAUCACUGCCACUUACCAGGGAAAAGAGGGUAGAGGCAGCUGCAAGGUUUACAGUUGUGCUGAACUGACUCUGCUGAGGUACCUGCACAAUGCUGACCUCCCCACUGCCACACCUUCCUCCCUCCCUCUAUUUCUUAGUAGGUGGCAGCAACGCUGAUGUCAGGAGGCCAGGCGUACACCCAGCCACCCCUCCACACCAGCUAUUCCUGAAAUAAAACCUCUAGUCCCUACUGGGCUAUGACCCUUUUCUAUGUCAAGAGUCUGUGCUAGGCCCAAAACAAUAGAUGGCAUAUCUCAGGUACUGUCCCUAUGAAAGGGAACUAAAUGUGCCUGGAUGGCUCUGGGGACAUUUCAGCACUGCUGCCACCGUCUUCAGGAGACCAUGUGUGCACCACCACCUCUCCCUGGCAGCUGCUCCGGAAACUGAGCUUUUAGCAAAAUAAGUGUGUCCUAGAUAAUGUCGACUACUACAAGGUGGUUGUUUUUUUGUUUCUUUCAGAUCAAAGUUAUUUAAAGUGGAAGACUUUGAGUCUCAUUUUAAGAAACAGAAAGCUGACUCAAACUGUGGAUUUGCAGAAGAGUAUGAGGUAUGCAUCUGAAAUGUUCUUAGCUUUUUCUCUGUCAUCAUAAUGUUUACAUUCUUCCACAUAAGAGCUCAGCUACCCCGGGCCCUUAGGGUGAAGGGGAGGUAAUAAAUAAUGACGACAACACAUGCUUCCUCCUGCACAGCUGAAAGAUUAAGACAGUCCCGUCUUCACUGAACAGUUGAAAAAGGAAGGUGCAAAUAGGACUUGAGUCCCUGCAAAAUCUGAAAUUCAUGUUUUGAGGUGGAUUUCAUUAUUUAAAGAGCCAAAAUUCAACUGUGAAAAAGCCAUAUGCAAUGGGAAACAAUAAGGAAACCUAACAAUUAGGAAUUACCUUCCCCCAAAGUUCACUGUUGGAUGUCAUAUGGCCAAGUGUUGAAGAACCAUUUGCAUGCCAUGAGGUAAAAUAAUCCUAAAUUCCUUCUCUAUUUGCUGCAGGAGCUCAGGCCUGUUGGUACAAAUCAGCCCAGAUUUGCAGCUGAACUACAAGAGAACAAAGCGAAAAAUAGAUAUAACAAUGUCUUGCCAUGUAAGUUCCUCAACCCUACUGCUACUAAAAACUGACCUGGCACCAUCACUGUGCUAGAAUCCCUUCUCCCCCUCUACCCCAUCAGCAAAGAUAAGUGGGCUAGGAUCAGACUCUAACGCUGCUUUUAAUCCUAAUUACUACACCACCUAUAUUCUUUCAUCUGGUUCAUAGUCUUUUCUUUAUUUAGUGGCUUAAUUCAUUUUAUGUGGUGUGUGCUGUGGAAAAAGGAAAAUAUAUUGACACAUAAUAAUAAUAAUAAUAAUAAUAAUAAUAAUAAAAUAAUUUUUGCAGAUGAUAUUUCUCGUGUCAGACUUCAGAUCCAUGACCAUCCAACCAAUGAUUACAUUAAUGCAAACUAUAUGCCGGUAAGUGUUCCCAGCCUAUUUAAAAAAACCCAUAGUGUUUUAAUGACAGAUUUAUAAAUAAGAAAAGUGGUAUUCAGACCAUACUUUGAUUGCAGGGUUACAACUCCAAGAAAGAGUUCAUCGCUGCACAAGGCCCUUUGCCCAAUACGGUGCAAGACUUCUGGCGCAUGAUCUGGGAGAAGAAAAUUUAUACCGUUGUUAUGCUGACUAAAUGUAUUGAACAAGGCAGGGUAAGUUUUCGUUAAAGUUCCGAAACAUGCUACAAAAUGUUGCCGUGCAUCACAACCGCCAUAAAUUUUGCAGCUCAACGAUUCUAAAAAAUUUAAUUCAAUGCUAAAAAAACACCCUACCAUUUUAAAACCACAACCUGGGAAAUUGGAAGCUAAGAUUGAUGCCUUAACAGAUGUACCCCGUGAUCAGUAAUAAAGUUGUUGAAUCCAGAUGCGGAGGAUAAAGAUGCCCCACAUUGCCCUGGUUUAGUAUUGCUCUAAGUUUUUUGUGUAAGGUAAAGGUAAAGGGACCCCUGACCAUUAGGUCCAGUCGUGGCCGACUCUGGGGUUGCGGCGCUCAUCUCGCUUUAUUGGCUGAGGGAGCCGGCGUACAGCUCCUGGGUCAUGUGGCCAGCAUGACUAAGCUGCUUCUGGCGAACCAGAGCAGCGCACGGAAACACUGUUUACCUUCCCGCCAGAGCGGAUCAGUGGAAGGAUUCAGCACCCUCUUCCAGCACAGCUCUUAUUUUACUCCUGAUUUGUUUGGAGUUUUUAAUAUUCUGUUGGGAGCUGCCCAGAGUGGCCGGGGAAACCUAGCCAGAUGGGUGGGGUAUUAAUAAUGAUAAUAAUACCUGUCCCAAACCACUUUCCAACAGAAAAGACUUGUGAGUUAAGAACUGUGUUUAAUACUCUUAUGCAAGUCCCUACAAGAACCUUUCAGAUGGGAAAAGGGCACUGGCCUGCAAAUGCAUUGACAUCUAAAUAAUUACGUAACUCAACAGGAGAGGAGAACAAUGGGGGGGACAUCUUUACUGGUCCCAGGUACUCUAUCCCACCCCAUCCCACCCCACCCCCAUCUGGUCCUAAAGCCAGUGUCCCCACCCCUUACUUUUCUUACAUUCCUUUUACUUUCAUGGACCUAUCAUAUAAGUUGACUUAUAAUUUAUAUUUCUAGACAAAAUGUGAGGAAUAUUGGCCAAAUAAACAAUCCAAAAGCUAUGGAGACAUAACAGUAGCCAUGACUUCAGAAAUUCCCCUUCCAGAGUGGACAAUAAGAGAUUUCUCCAUGGAAAAGGUGAGUUGUUUGCGCGCUCUCUCUCUCACUCUCUCUCUCUGUGUCUGUGUUUUGCUUAUACUCUGGAUUGAUGACGUAUCACUUAGGCUGCAAUCCUAUGGGGUCCUAGCAGCCAUAGGGUACAUCACAUUUCCUUGUCAGAGACUCCAGAGAGAGGGGGUUCUGAGAAGGAGUUCUGCUGUCUUAUCUGAUCUCCUUGUCACUACAGAAACCUUUGGGCACUGAUAUGACUGGGGCACGGGUAUGUCUGGUUUUAGACAUUUCUGUUUGCCUUACUAUUCUGAUAAUUAUUCUGAUUUUGGAAAAACAACAACUAGAUAUGGGCAGAGAGAUUUUUCACAGGAGAAACAAGGGCUCUGGAUUAGACAUGUGACCUACCUUUUCAAUGUGAUUUGUUGCCUGCUGUUAAACUUAUUUAUUUUAGGUUAAUUUAUACCUCGUUUCUGAUUUGGAACAGGCAACAAAAUGAGCUCACAAUAAAAGCGUUUCUAAUUCUGAAUUUUAGAGAUGGGCAGAAUCCACUCCACUCAAGUUUGAAACUUUUCAUAGAAUCAUAGAAUUGUAAAGUAGGAAUUUGAAUGAAUUAAGCAAGAAGAUGUCUGCUGAGACCCUGAAAUUAAACACUGGGUAAUUGGGAAACAUCAUAAUUGGGAAAAUUGAUAAUUUUCAGAUUGAAGAGGCUCCUAAAUCUCCUCAUUCAUCACUAGGAGCAAAGUAGAGCCUCAGAGUCUCUAUAUUUGACACACCUUUCCCAUGUGAAUAAGUUCUCUGAAACCAUGCUGUUCCCCCAUAGUCAUCCAGGGAGGUGUGUGUGGCAGGCGCAGUCUACCAAGAGGACCAAAUAGGCCUAGAGGUCUUGUUGCUCCCCUAGCAAUAUUUCAUAGCCCUCAACCUCCAAAUUUCCCUUCCCCAAAAAAUGCAUUGCGUGUGAACUACCCCAAAAUGCAUUGCGUGUGAACUACUCCAUCACUAGUGAAAACAGUCAAGCUAGAUACAGUGGUACCUCGGGUUAAGAACUUAAUUCAUUCUGGAGGUCCGUUCUUAACCUGAAACUAUUCUUAACCUGAAGCACCACUUUCGCUAAUGGGGCCUCCUGCUGCCGCUGCGCUACCGGAGCACAAUUUCUGUUCUCAUCCUGAAGCAAAGUUCUUAACCUGAGGUACUAUUUCUGGGUUAGUGGAGUCUGUAACCUGAAGCGUCUGUAACCCGAGGUAGCACUGUAUAAAAAUUUCACUUCCCUGAUUUAUCCAAGCUAUUUGAAACCAUCAAAAAUACACUCAGCUUGCAGCAAUUCCAGAAGGUGUACUGAACCCAGGUCUUAGGUCAAGCACUCAGAGGAUAGAAAUAUGAGUUAGCUCAAUGAAAUGUAUUUGGCACUUGGUGUGAGUCUCAUACACUUUUAAACAUUUGUUUCUUCCUCCCCUGACACUGUUCGCCCUGAGCAACUUGUCACUGUCCCUUCUUCCACAGCUGUCCUUGGGGCCCAACCCUUCCACUUAGCUUUAACCUGCCUGCUUUUUUUUUCCCAUUCCGCCAAGCCAUUCUCAUAGCUCACGUUUUCCUGUGCCAGGCGCUACAGAAUUGCCAGGAAGCGGCUUACAGGCUUAAUUUUUUUAUUAUUAUAAAAUACUUCGUGACACCAUUCUUCCGAACCCUAAUGACUACUCCUGUUCCUCGAUUUUCAUUUCUAAGAGUGAUUCAUCUGAAAGUCACCCCGUGCGACAGUUCCACUUCACAGCCUGGCCAGAUCACGGUGUCCCGGAAACAACCAACCUCCUCAUUAACUUCAGGCACUUAGUACAGGAAUACAUGAAGCAGAACCCUCCAAGUUCUCCUACCUUAGUGCACUGCAGGUACAAAUAUUACUUUCUGGAAGGGGAGGGGAGACUCCCAAGUCUAAGUGGUAUCCUAUAUACAGUUAUGUUUAUGUGGAAGUACGGGAGCUGGGGUGGGAAUCUUUCAGUGCCACUGCUUAUAAAGGGAUGUGAACUCACAGGGCCUUAACACAUGCAAAGUUGGGUAUUCUUGUUUCUAUUGCCAUUCUAGUUUUCCAUACAGUCACUGAUUUUCAGGUGAACAAUGGUAAAGGUAAAGGACCCCUGGACGGUUAAGUCCAGCCAAAAGCGACUAUGGAGUUGCGGCACUCAUCUCGCUUUCAGGCCGAGGGAGCCAGUGUUUGUCCACAGACAGCUUUCCGGGUCAUGUGGCCAGCAUGACUAAACCGCUUCUGGUGCAACAGAACACCAUGACAGAAACUAGACCGCACAGAAACACUGUUUACUUUUCCGCCACAGCGGUACCUAUUUAUCUACUUGCACUGGCGUGCUUUCAAAUUGCUAGGUUGACAGGUGCUGGGACAGAGCAAUGGGGCAUCACGGGGAUUCGAACCACUGACCUUCUGAUCGACAAGCCCAAGAGACUCAGUGGUUUAGACCACAGCACCACCCGUGUCCCAUAGGUGAACAAUGAUACAGCACCUGAUUCUUCCAGGCCAUUUCCUGGGCACAAUCUUAGCACUAGCAAGAUGAAUUUACCUCACUCACGGCAUAUUUAGAGUUACUUAAUGUAGAGGUGUCCAACUAAAUGGAGUGAGGGCAGGGACCAGACCAUUAUUUUGCUUUCUGCCCAGUUGUAAGAAAAGAAAGAGGCAAGGCCUCCUUUUUUAAUAGAUGCACACUGUAGACCUGUGGUCCUCCAGAUGUUGCAGAACUACAGCUCUCCUUUCCCCUGGCUGUUGGCCUUGCUGGCUGGGUCUCUUGGGAGUAGGAGCCCAACAACAUCUGGAAAGACAUAGGUUUCCCCAUCCCUGCCUUAGACAAACAGACAACUUUUGCUAUGGGCUCCAUCUCCUGGGACCGUGGUGCCAAUAGGCCCUAGGUCCACUUGACAGGUUAUUUCUCUCUACCUGUGCAUCACUUCUGUGGAGGAAAAGGCAUCCACUGAGAGUAUUAAGAGCAGCAGAAUAGAUUGUGCGUGUCUUUUUUUCUUUCUUUCACAGAAGGAAGAUAAUUAUGCUGUGUUAAGUGAUCCUUAAACCGAGAUAUAAACAAGGAUUUAGGGCUUAACUGAAGGCAAGCACAAAGCCAUUAAAUACAUAUGCAAUUGUUUUUUCUUACAGUGCUGGUGUCGGAAGGACGGGGACAUUCAUUGCAAUUGACCAUUUGAUCCAUCAAAUGGAGAUGGAGAACACUGUUGAUGUGUACGGUGCUGUAUAUGAGCUUCGAAUGCAUCGGUCUUUAAUGGUGCAAACAGAGGUAUGGGCAGGAUGCUAUUCUAAGCAUGUAAAUCAAUGACCUACACAUGGCAUAGCAAGUAAUGUUGUCACCAGCUUUCAGCAUUGUUCCAGUUGAUUUAAUAUUUCUUUUGAUAACCUGGAGAUGCAACUGCAGACACCAGACCUAAAUUUCUGAACAAUUAACUCUGCACCGUUAUUUCAGUUUCUGUUCCUAUUGCUCACCUUGAGGGCCACUGUUGUUGAUUUCUUUUAAAUGCUGGAAAAAAAGAAAUGCCUUUCUUGCAGUCACUUUCUAUAUGGGCAGGAAGAGGCAGAUGUUUUAAAACUGCGAGAUUUUUCCCCUUUUCUUUCAUAUAAUGAAAUGGCAGUGGAGAAGCCCAAGAUGUAUGGAUGCAUUGCAGUUGUUGACUGCAGUAAUGGGCAUAAUCUCUCUUAAAAAUGAUUCAUCAUAUGAAAUCUAUGCUACAUAUUCAUUAUUAAUGUUAUUGUUAUUAUCUCUCUCCUUUAGGACCAGUAUGUCUUCCUAAACCAGUGUGUUUUGGACAUUAUCAAAUCCCAGAAAGAUAAGAAAACAGACCUUAUCUAUCAAAACACAAAUGCCAUGGCAAUCUAUGAGAACUUCACACCCUUGCCACACAUUGGGAAGGCAAAUGGCUACCAUGCAUAA